AUUUUGUGCUUGCUAUAAAUAUUAACAUGUGCAUGAGAUACAAAUGUGUUAGCAAGAUAGUAACAUGUUCCCUCAAGAUAUUUAUAUUUUGUGCACAAGAUGAUUACUAUGUCUCAAUAAUUUACUUGUUCAAAACGGAAAAUAACUUAUAAACAUAAGAUAAUGAACUUGUUCCUUCCCACAAGAUACUUUUUUGAAGACUGGAGUUUCUUGGUAUCUUGCAGCACAAGAUCAGUGCAGAGUGAUUGACGGAGGGUUUUCCAGAAAGAGGGGAGUGUCACUAUCUCUGACUCCAUUCUGUGAAAGUGUCCAUAAGCCAAUUGUGUGUGUGUUUCUGUUUCUGUGUGUGUGUCAUUAGGGCAUGCGCACCAAAGCGUGUCAGACCUGGUCCCAGUGAAAACAAGGGGUGUGCUCGGGCGCUUGCGAGGCAGCAGCGCAUGCGCCCCGCAGAAAAUCACGGGCGUCGAGCCUCACACCGCAGCGAUUGCAGAUCUUUACAUGUCAGAUAGGAAGGAGUGGGAAAGGGGGUUCGAGACACGGGGGGGCCCAGCACUCAGAGCCCGGUGUGAGAGAGGGAUGGAGAGCCGAUCCGCAGAGGAGGAAGAGGGCUGACGUGACUCGGCUUCAGACAGUUUUUCUCCCCAACUUACGAGCCCGUGUCUGCGGAUGCAACCUGUCCGUCAUCCCGUCCGUCCCGGUAAUCCCUUUUUUAUUGCAGCGUUUCCUCCGAGGAGGCUCCAGCCAGAGGGGACGACAAUGACAACCUGGUGAAUGCACACGAGAUGGAGUAAAACAGUCAGCAAAACGCAGGAUGCGCAUCUCCAGCCCGACAAGGAAGAAGGUAGAGGAACCUGACUGUUUUUCUGUUUUUCUCGCGCGUCCGAGAUUUUCCGCGGUGUUGUGGAUUGAUUGUUUCCUUCAUCGCCCUCCUGCUGCCGGUGUCGGUGUAUAAUGGAGAGCUCCAAUGGCUCUGGCAGCGACACCAAACCGCAGAACCACCAGUUGGAGAAGAAGAGACUAAACCGAGCACCCUCCCCGGCCAGACCUUUCCUCAAGGAUGUGCACUCUCGCUCCACCAAACCACCUGCCAUCGUCCCCAAAUCCCCCAAACUCAGCAAGCAGCAGCAGCCUUCCUCACUGCCCCUGGCCCAUCCGAACCGAAGCUCCAGACGCAACACACCCGGGCCGAAGGAGAAACCAGCUCCGGCGAAGAGUAACACCAAGUCCUCUGUGGCCAAAAAGCCCACGAAGCUGCCUCAGCAUGCGCCAGCCGAGCCCAAAGCCGCCGGCAUCAAACCGGACAGCACCAGCAGUCCCAUCCUCGCUAAAGGCAAGAAGGGGAAACUAGCCUCCCAGACGGGCCCUCUCAGUCAUGGAUCCCCGAUCCGGGUACCGACCGGGGCGGCUGUCGGCCGGGUCAGCCAAACCGACAGCAGCUCAGACCUGUCAGACUGUCCGUCCGAGCCGCUGUCGGACGAGCAGAGGCUGGCACCAGCUGCUAGUAGCGACGCCGAGUCCGGUACCGGCUCUAGUGACCGGGGGGAUCAGAUGGGAGCAGAUAAUCCUCCACGGGGAGAAGCGAGCGAAGCGGCGACUGGAGCUGCUGCUGCUGCUGCUCCGCCGCGCACAACCGAGGCUUCCGCCGCCAAGGGAAGCAUGUCUCAGGCUCAGCCCGCUCCGGGGGCGCACGGGGAGAAACACAAGCCGGAGAAAGCUUCAUCAUCAAGCGCACAAUUCAGACUGCCAGGAAAGAAGGAUGUAGCUGAGGAAGAUUUGCAGCGGGAGGUGGAAGAUUUGAGAUCCGAAAACGACUACCUCAAGGUAUGAUGAUGUUUUCUCAACAAGUUACACGCAGGAAAACCUCACCACUGUGUUUAAAGUUGCUUUAGUGACUCCUCAUUCUGAAACUUCCACCUGAAAAGACAAGUGAACCUCAAAUCAUUCAGUCUCCUAAUACAGAUCCAACUGUUUCCAAAGCUGUCUCUUUAUGGGACAGGAAAGAGUGACUACUUCUCAGAACAGCAGAGAACACUCGAAACAAAAAUCAAUUCAAACAAGAAACACUCAUUUUUAGCAGGCUGUUAAUUCAUCCAUCCAGAUGUGGCUCUUUCUCUAAGAGGACCUAAAACUGCCUUUUUGCAGAGCAUUAAAACCCGGCUGUUAUACUGAUUGUUGCAUUCGCUUUAUAUCAUCACCCCCAUACUCAAAAAUCACGUUUAGUAUUUUAAAAAGUGCAUUUUUAAGGCGCUUUAAAUCCUCGGGUCCAAAGACAACUCCUUAUAAGAGCUCUUGCCUCUCUACAGGACAGUCCCAUGUUGAAAUCUCCAGCCUCACCAUCGUUUCGCUGGCUUAAUAAAAAAACACGAUCAAAAUGUAAAAUCUAAAUUUUUGCAUAAUCUAAUGCAUCUCCUUAAACCAGGAGAGGUCCCCUGUGUCGAGUCUCCAUCCAUCAUGUCGUCUUUUUUAACCUUCCUGGGCUUCCCUGCAGUUUGACCUUUAUCGAUGGGACUUUAAUGGAUAGUUGCUCCACACCGACGCAUCCAGAGAGUUUUAUAUUACAGCUGUUGAAUCAUCAAAGUGUAAAAUUUUGAUAGCGUCUUGUCCUCUUCUUCCACUCUUGCACUUUGGGCACAGAAAGUCAUAUCAGGUGAAAAAACUCUGCACUCUGGAUGUUUCAUAAUCAGGGUUUCAUCAUCACUUUAAGCACAAAGAUCCUGCUUGAUUCCACUUUAUUGCAGGAUCCCCACCCCCCCCUUUUUAAGUAGGCUACCCCCAUUAGUUGGGGAGGGGAGGCGAACAGAUAAUGCGGCAAACAAUCUUGCAGGUUUUUCCUCUCUUUCAUAGAUCAGUGACGGGUUUAUUUGCAUGUUAGUCUGAGUAUUAUUUCAAACUUGAUCACGCAUGUCUGUCUGUCUGUCUCUCUCUCUCUCUCUUGGUGCGCGGCAAACACAAGAGAGUUAAUCAGCUUUACUGGCUCUGGCUGUAAUGGCUUUAUCCCACAGGAGUUGAUAACAGUCAGAUGUCCCAUGUGUGUCGGGUUCAAACACCCUCCUGCCUGGCUGUCAGUCUGCCAGCUGGGACUCUGAGGCUUCCACCUCCCCCACCCACCCACCCACCAUGCCCCUGAAAUGUCUGGGAGUCCCCAUCACUGCCACCUCUGCCGCUGCUGCUGGAAAAACAUGUUUGUCACUUUCAUAGUAUUUUGACGCCUCAUUAUCAGUUUCAUCUCUUAAAAGACGAUUAUUCAGACUCAUGAACAAACACUGUUACACUUGUGUCUGGGAUAAUAUUGAAUCACACUCAUGAAUAAGUACUUAAUCAACCUGAUGACAUGAAGUCACUCGGGUUUGGUGGCAGCGUGUGGCGGUGAUCUUUGAGUAAUCGAGGUACAAGAACAGACGCCUUACAAGCAACAACAGUGGUGAAGUUUUCUAACUUAAUAAGCAGCUCUGUUUUUGUUUGUUUGUUUGUGAGCAGGUUUACAGAUUCAAAGAUUGACCUGGUUUUUAGGAAACCUGGGGAAAUUACUAGAGCACGGUCUUGUAAGCUGAGGUCUGUCCUCCUGGGUCUGGCAUUUAAAACUUAUCAAGUGAAGAAAAUCGCAAAAAUGUGUCUCAGAUUUACAAUAAUAAUAAAAAAAUAAUAAUUUUAAAAUCCGAGGAGCUGGAUCCCAUAAAAUUUUGGCAUAUUUCUGCAAAAAAAAUGACUUAAAGGUACAGUGUGUGUAUUUAGCUAAAUUUAGCAGUAGAGACUUGGUACAAAUGUAAGAUAAAAUGUUUAAGUGUGCUCAAAUGGGUGUUAAAUCACCCAAAUAUAUGAGUAAUUUUGCUUUUUUUAACUUGGAAGAGCUUUUUGUAUCUAAAUAUGUAGCGGCAGAAAACUCUCAAACAUGAGUCUGGUUCUGUUCGAGGUUUCUGCCUGUUAAAGGACAUUUUUCUAUAACUGCUACAAUCAUGGAUAAAGAUAGGAUAAAGGUGGGUCUGAUCUUUCAAGAUGGGGCUCAAUCUUAUCCCAUUUUUAUAUGAUCUAGACUGGCUUUUUUGAUUGAUUGAUUGAUUGAUCCCUGUCCUCAGGAGCUGCUCUCUUGUAAUGCCCUGUUUCUAAUGUAGCCCAGAAUGGACACUUUUGAAAGUAAAAACAGGCAUUCUAGGAUCUUUUUGUCCUUAAAGGCCACCAUUGCUUCACUAUCUGGGGGUGAGCAAGGGGGUAAGCAUAGAUGCUGAUAGUUUUCUCCAAGAGAGGGUUCAAUCAACCUACAGGUCAUUUCUUAUGUUUAAAAGUCAGUGUUUACUGUUUCUGUUUUAAUGAUAAGUUAGUUAAGAGAAACGUAUUGGUGUAUGUUUCUUCUGCAGUUUGACUUUGGUGUGAGUUGUGAGAUUUGGCUGUUUGUUGUUAAAAAAAAGAUCUGAAGACAACAUGUCAGAACACAAUUAAACUUUAAUGAGCUUAUUCUGUAGAGGAAGAGGCCGGACUGAAACACUGAUGCAUUAAUCAUGGGAAUAACCAGCAGGCGAACCAUUAAAGGAGAUUGUAUGUGUUAUGUCUACCUAUUUAUAGUUAAAGGUCUCGGAGUUCAGCACCAUAUAUACAGUAUGUUGCAUUUACAGUAGAUGCUAAGUAAGGAUUUCCACACUUCAGGCUCCUACAGAGAAAUCUGAGUACUGCUGCUCGUGACUCGGUGUACACACUCUCCCCACGGCUGAGCUUUUAACCUAGCCAUCGAUUAGUUCGACCCUAUGCGAGGUCAUUAGCUCCUUCCUCCUGGGUCCUCCUCGCCUAACAAAAGGCUCUGUGCUUUCCUAAAUGAGGAUAGAUUUAGUUUUCAUUAAUUGACAUUCACUUCCCUCGGCAUCCUGUUGUCUUUUCAUCAGGUGCCUGUCAAACCUCUGGAUAUCAUCCUCGGGGAAAUAAACCGAGCAAACGGAUUCAUCAGCCAUCAGAUACCCCCCUAGAUCACUGUGCAAACUAUCUGAGAAACAGUUUAAUCUGUUUCUUCCUCCUCUGCCACCGACCAGGUUGUUUCCCAUUGAUGAGAGAUGAUUAAAUGAACACAUCCAAUUCAAGAGAUAAGAUGCUUAAAGCCAGUUAGCGCUCUGACAUCAUCAGCAUUCAGAGUUUUUGCAUUACUGGAACUGAUAUGUAAUCACAUAAAGGUAUUAGCAUAACCUACUAAGGUAUAAUGUAUUAAAUCUCUUUUUUAAGAGCUGUGUGUCUGCAUCUCCGUAAGCACCUUAAAGCUACUAUAAGGAGUUUUUUGACUUUAGUGAAAUAGACUGAAUUUUAUAUUAAUGCCCUCUCAUGUAAUUCAAAAGCAAACAAGACUAUCAGUAACAAGAUUGACCAUUUUUAUAUUGAUAAUUUUAGUAAUCUAAACUGGGGCUAAGAAACUAGAGAUGCACUGAUCCAUUUUUUUCCGAUCCAAUCCGAUACCUGGACUGAGCGUAUCGGUCGAUAUCCGAUACUGAUCCAAUACUACUGUUGAAUGAACUGAACUGUAUACCUUGCCCUGUGAGUGAAGGGAUCAGGCUUGACAUUAGCCUUGUUAAAUAAAAAAAGGUAUCAAAUUAACACAGAUACAAAUUUACUUAAUAUUCUUUAUUAACAAAUAACAAAUUGCACAUUAGCACACAGCAAAAAGAAGUAAGACUUCCAUGUAAGAAAAAUUAAUUUAAAGAAAAAAUAGACCAGAUCAGAACGCUGGAUCGGCAUCAUUCAUCAGAUAUCCGAUCCAGUUAAUUUGUCAAUAUCGGAGCAGAAAUCUGAUCUGAAUAGCCCUGAUUUUACACUCGCCACAUAAAUUCACAAUAAAAAAUAUUUGACUGUUAAGAGUCAGCAGGAUGUCUCAACCUUGAGGUUACAAAAGUGAAGCCAAAAUACCCCAUGUGACGGGUGGCCAUAUAUUCACUGUUAAUGUUUUUAGAGCUGGAUUCUUUGCAGCCAAGGCAGCAACAUUUGCAACCUGCCUUUUCUGCUAGCUAAGACACAUGGUUAGCUCACCAUAAAACAUGACCUAUCCUUCCAUUUGGCUCAAUCUGUAGCAUAACAGCUAGUUAGCAGACCUUCAUAGGUAAAUAUCAUAAGUUUUAUAGCAACUAAUAACUUCAUUAAAACCAGAAAAAAACACUUUGACAUGAAUCAACGUGAUUAGAACUAUCCUGAAUAAAAGAAACCAUGAUUGGGAAAGACUUAUUUGACAUGCAUUUUAAAUUUGAAGCUUGACUCAUGUCCCAUUUGUUAACAUGGAGCUCCGAUUGCGUUGGCUUCACUUUUGUGUAGCUGUCAUGCCAUCCACUGUUAUACUCAUUAUUUACUGGAAUAUUCCCAGUGUGUGUGUGCUGAGAGACCCCAAAGUCACAGUCUGCAAAGCCCAGAAUUGACUCAACAGGGAAAAAAUAUUCCCAACAGGAGUGUUUGUGACAUAACUGGGGCUGCACUUAAGCACAAAGCUCCUGUUACAUCAGUUGGUCUGUCCUUUUAUCGAACGGCGAGUCAAUCACUAAAUGCCUCUUUCAGGUCAGACUCUGCCUUGGACUAACAGCUGGAUCUUCUUAUCGGCUGUUUGACUGGAGGAUAUUAUUUUGACCCUCUGACCUUUCCCCUGACCUUCCCUCCAGUCUAAAUGUCUGUUUGUAGAGAGGAAGUAUUAAAAUAUAUCGGGUCAUGAAAUGUAGUCGGCAUAUUCACACUCACACUCCAGUAGCUGGACAUAAGUUUCCCCGGAGUGCCCUUUAAACGCCUGUUAAAAACAGGAGCACAACGAUAUAAAGACAUGCCUGGAAAAGCACAAGAGUAGCUCUUUUAUUACAUCUCACUGUGUGGACUAGGAUCAUUCUCCGGUUUUGUAUUCAGUUUGAUGUAUUAUGAACUCUCUCAGGCAUAAUUUAUACCUUUUUACUCACUUUUAGUUUGGCUCACGAAAUAUCAAAAUCUUUUCUUUCUUGAUUUGAUAGAUCAAUUUUAGUGGAUCUCUCAUUAGUCUGCCAAAAAAAAUCACCUUUUACAAAUUGGAUAUCAUAUGAUCUCGUGUGUCUCUCAGGAUGAAGUGGACGAGCUGCGGGCAGAGAUGGAGGAGAUGCGGGACAGCUACCUGGAAGAGGAGGUCUACCAGCUGCAGGAGCUGCGGAGGGAACUGGACCGCUCCAACAAGAACUGCCGCAUCCUGCAGUACCGUCUGCGGAAGGCCGAGCAGAAGAGCCUGCGGGUCGCUCAGACGGGACACGUGGACGGAGAGCUGCUGCGAAGUCUUGAGCAGGACUUGAAGGUUUGUGAGUUCUGUCAAAGUGUAUUUUGAUCGGCUGUUACUAUCGAUUACUUUCUGUGUUCAGCUAAUAUCAUAAAAAUGUACCGCUUUUAACCUCAGACUUAUCCGUCUCUAUGUUCUCAGGUGGCCAAAGAUGUGUCUGUGCGUUUACACAAUGAGCUGGAAAGCGUGGAGGACAAACGCAGCAGAGCCGAGGACGAGAACGAGCUGCUCCGGCAGAGGAUCAUCGAGAUGGAGGUCUCCAAACAGGCUCUGCAGAACGAGCUGGAGAGGACCAAAGAGGUGAGAGGAUAAUGAUGCUGUUUGAUGCGAGGCGGCUGCAGGUCAUGAGAAAACUUUUAGCUUUCAUGCACACAAAGAAGUAAAUGCUGAUCACGUAAUCGCAGGACUUUGUUUGGGCCGAGUGUCAAAUGAGUGAUGAUACUAAUAAGUGGAUAUGGAGGGUGAGUGGUGGAACAGCAGUUAGAAAAACAGCUGUGUGGACAGGAUAGUGAAAAUCAGUACUUAUGGGUCCACUGAUCUGCAACCUACCAUGAGAUGCUUGUGAUUGUUGCUGCAGCCUCUUUGCUACCUGCACAUGAAAGCCGGGAUCAAUGCUGAUCCUCAGCCUGAUCAUCUGCAUGAUCAGCAGGCCGGCAGCGGUAAAUGAUUUCAUCAGUCACUUUCUCUGACAGGCCUUUAGAAAACAGCUGCUCUGUGCAAUGACGCAAAAAGGACCCGAGCGGUUUUGCUUGCAAAAGAAAUGCAAAAGAGGAUGCAUGCACAUUUGGGAACUACUGAUACCGUGUGUGUGUGUGUGUGUGUGUGUGUGUGUGUGUGUGUGUGUGUGAGGUAAGUUGUCGUUGAAAGUUCAUCUUAAGGCCAGAAUGAAAUCUUAAGUUCACUUACAUAACAACUUCACAAAUGUUGCGACUGAAGAUUCUCUCCUGAUGUUCAACUCUGCAGAUCUUAAACAGCUCAUGAAAUCACCCUUUAAAAACAGCUUGAGCGUUAUCAGUAAUCUGUUGUAAUGUUUGCUGUUGGUUGUCCCUAUUAUGUAAUUCAAAAUGCUUUUAUUGAAAUAUCUUACAAUGUUGUUAAAAAUAAGCUUUUUUUGCUCAAGUGCAAAAGGUGAAUGCACAAAACACACAAAGUCCUGUGCAGCUGCAGCAUGACUGUGGCUCCAAACUUCAUAUUGCAUUUUAAGACACCACAGGUGUUGCACUUCUUCACCACCCUCGCUCUGGAUUUCAGUCUCUUUGAGUUCCUGUAUCGCUGCCACCCUCCUGCUCUCAGAGGGGAAAGUUCUUUCUUCGAGUCCCCUCUCGUUGGUGAUAAGAUGAGCUGAGGCUGUUCCCAGUGCUGCUCGGGUUCAGCUGCUUUGACUAAUCGACUCUGACGAGAGCAGGUGACAUCCAGUCUGGCAGUUAGGAGAAAGUAGGCUAAUACAGCAGCAGUCAGUCAGCGUGGAUGUGUGACACUGUUGUCUCCUCCUGCUGUUAUAUUUGUAGCUGGUUUGAUUGAUUUUGUCCCCUCAGUGUCUCCGUACGGACUACUGCUCUGUGACUUUCUCCACUGCUUUGAAAUCUGUAUCCUGAAUUCUCUCCGUUUCCAACAUUGUUGUUUGUCACUUCAUCUUAUCAGCCCCAAACUGAGACGCUUGGAGUACAAUUUAUCCAACAUGACUGCAGACGAUCGUCAAACAGAGUUUAGUGAGUCUGGUGCCAAUUGGGAAGUUUAACUGACUUCCCUAAUCAUACGCCUAAAAUGCGAGCUGAUGUAUCACGGUAUGAUGUUUUGUUUGAGACUAAGAAUAGAAAUAGAAACAGAAAAUCUUGAUGACAUUCCUGUGGAGGUUGUCAAAAUGGACAUGAUGAGUUCAGGCAGAAAGGUUAAAUACUUGUGUUGGGGCCCCUCAGUCAAAAAAAGCCCGUAUCCGGCCCUGGACAUGUGGGACCUUAAGGGUACAAAUGAUGACCACCUAUGGGGACCUUUUAGUUUGUGCGGUAUGUUUUCUUCUGACUUAUUUUGCCCCUGACUCUCUUCUACACGGUGAGGAAAGCGGCGAGGCAGCGAUACAGGCUGCUCCAAAUAAUUGCAGAUUUUUCUGUGUUCCCCUUGAGGUUUUGUCCCAGAAAAACACAAGCAGAUCCAGAUCGGCUCUUCGACGUCACGUGAUGCCGCGUACCCCGGCGUGCGUUUUAUAAUGCAGCACCCCAACAUCUUCAGCUCUGCUGCAUGAAAUCCACACUUCCCUCGUCCUAGAUUCUUCCAGUUUUGAAUCACUGCGUACUCAUUAUGCCAGUCUCUAAUUCCUGUGUAAUCAUAAAGCGCAGUAGGUAACCUUUUUUAUUUCUUUAUUGUUAUUAGCAGGGGGUGAUAAAGGCAUUUACAAACGUUUAGUCAGAGGUGAAUUGGAGAGGAGCUGCUCUCUGCUUUUGAUGCUGCUCAGCUCAGAGAUAAAUCUCACAGAGAGACAGACAGAGAGAAAAACAGGAGGGGCACAUUUUACUGAUAAGAAUGUGGUUCAACUGGACUUGAAGGUUGUUCCUUUCUCUAUCUGCUUUAAUUAGACUUUGGAAAUUGUGACGCAGGUGUGUUAUAUCACAAGGGGUGGAAAAAACACCAAACUUCAUUCAAUUUUCGCAAGAUUUUUCAAACUCCAUGGUCAGCGCAGGUCCCCUCUUCUAUUUCGCUCCCUCGGGUAUCACCUGUGGUUGUUUUGAGCACCAUAAUGAAGAGGUAACAUGACCAAAGAAUACAAAACUCUUCAAGCUUUCUCACCGCAGAGGUAAAAAUCCAGCUCAUUCAGCCGGUUUUGUGGUCUGUGUGUUUUUAAGUCCACCUCCACCUGUCCCUGCGCCUGUUUUCUAAUAUCAGAAGCAACACAGUGUGACUCUGACCCACAGAUUGGCACCCCUGCAUGUAUAAAUCCCACAAGAAGGCCUGUUAUAAAACAUCCUGGCGUGUUACAGCUGACUGUGAUAGGAGGGGAGAGAGCGAGAGAGAAAAAGAGAGAGAGACAAAGAGUCAGGGAGGAAGAGAAAGGCUGUAGGCCCUGUUUGCCUGCGAUAGGACCACAGCUCCUCUGCUCACACAGCCGAUAUUAAACAGUUUAGCGGGGCUGCUAGGUUGACAGGACCCUCUGUUGCUACAGUACAAGCCCGAGGAUCCAAAACUGCAGCUGCUGCUUCUGUGUGGUCAGUUUGGAGGCCGAGAGUGAUCGGUGGAAAGAUUUCUCAUCCCUCUGGCGUUGGAAGAAAGACUCGCUGAUACGUGUAAUGAAAUGGAACUAAUGAAAUGUCAACGUGCAUAACACAAGCAGCAGGUGAUUUAUUAGGUGUUCUGCGUGCGCCGUGAUAAGUUCAUCUUUCAUUACGGGGAAGUGAUAAUGCUCCCAUGUUGUGCUUUUCCUGCUCAGUGAGAACCGGUUCCGUCUCAUGUCAGAUUUCCUGAGUCGUCAGACGGAUCUCGACAUCAGAUCUCACGAGGACAGAACACAAUGAAAAGACAACAUCUACACAUUCGAUAACACGUGUCGGAGGAAGCUCUCGACAGUGAGAGUGUGGGAGUGUUUUAUCAUGCUCGCCAGCCUCACACCCAGAUUAUAGUAGAGGGACUGCAUGUGCUCGAAUGUAAUCCUUUUAGUGUUAAAAAAAACUGUAUGAAUACCACAUUGAAGAUGUGUUUUUAUGGCCUCACUUUGCCUUAAAAAAGCCCUUUUUGUUUUUAUACUAUCACUACCUUAAAGCUCCUGUAGGUAACUUUUGGGUUGUGUUGAUUCUGGCGCCCCCUGUGGUAGGGCUGGGUGAUAUGGGAAAAAGUUUAUUACGAUAUAUAUUUUUUCAUAUCAGUCUGUAUCGAUAUAUAUGAUAUAUAUAUAUAUAUAUAUAUAUAUAUAUAUAUAUAUAUAUAUAUAUAUAUAUAUAUAUAUAUAUAUAUAUAUAUAUAUCAUAUGAGAAAUGAAAUUGAACAGUACUUAUUGGUAGCGUGUCUUUGGCAAUACAAUAAGCUACUGCAUCUGUGAGGUCUUUGUGUCUCUUUGACGUUUUGUUCUCGAGGCACUGUUUCAGGUGGUGAAAAAGAUUUGAGGUAUUUCCUGACUUUGUGAGAACAUGUACUUGACAUUAUUUGCAGUGCACAUUACUCUGCUUCAUGUCCGACCUCAAGAAAACAAAAUACCUCCACACCACUGAUGUUUUCUCAUGGACAGAACUGUCGGCUUCACAUGUUAAAGUGCUGUAGUUGCGUGUAGCUGCAGCCUGCUACUACGCAGUUGUUUGCUACUAAUUCAGCAAAUGAUUGGUUCAGCGCGAAGCAGACCCGGGGCAACUCCCCUUGUCAUUGGCUAUUCGUAUAGUCUACCAAAACAUGGCAGAAUGCCGACUAUCAAAAAGCAUAUUGACCAUGUUUUAUAUUGAUAUUGAGGGAAAUUGAUUUUCGAUAUAUAUCGUUACCUUUUUAUCGCCCAGCCCUACCCUAUGGACAAAGUGAUUUCUCCAAUCUCACAUCCUUUACAUGCAAAAAUGGUAUCUGUCAAUCAUCUGGUUUGAGAUGUAGCAUCAGUAACUUUUCCGCUUUUACUAAUGUGUUAACAUCGUGAAGCUCUGGUUGUAGAGUUUCUCCAUUUAAAACAACACCCUAACAGAAAGUGUACAUCCCUUUGUUACAGCAUCAGUCAAGACGUCCAAACAUCCCUCUUCCUGCUGGUUAACUUACUCCUCACUGACUAACUUCACCAGCAGAGCUCCCAACAGAGCCAGUCCCAGGAGAGUGAUCAGUAUUGGCUCAGUUUUCAACCUCUCAUCGUUUCAGAUAUCACACUGCGCUAUUAUCGUAAUCUAACCAGCACAGGUCUUUGCUUUUAUUCCUCCUGUUUAAAAAUAGAAACUCUAAUAUCUGAGAGUUUUCUAGCCUCACAUCUUUAGUUUGUGUCUUUCACCGCUACAAAGGUAGGAGAAGGGGAUGCCUGAAUUCUUAAUAUGUCAACAGCGUCUCAGUGAGAAUCACUGCAGACAUCUUUUGUUUCAUGUCAGAGCAGCCGCCUCCUGCUCCUCUCUCAUUUCUCCUUCUUCUCAACAUCUCAGCGUCGGCUUUGAAGAAGCUCCCAAUUCUCCUCUUCUCAUCUCGGCUUCUCACGACUCCUUCGCAUCUCUUUCUCCCCCCUCCUCUCUCUCCUGCGCUCUCCUCUGCUGUGGUUCCCUGUCGGAGGAGUGUGAAGGAAUCUCAUUGACCUAGUUAAUAUCUGGUGUCUGACUCCACCAAUGGGAAGGAGAGCAGGAGUGAGGCGAGGAGAAGCGUAGGGACUCUGCUGUAAGUGGAAAUCUGCUGCAGUGACACACGUCCAUGUAAAGCUUAUCGACACACACAGUGGCUGUGCAGUUGAGUUCAGUUCCUCAUUUACAUAACGGACAGGAGAGGGUUUUUACAUGUCAUAUAUAGCAGGUAGAGUUAAUGAAUGAGUAACUGCAAAGAUCCGACCUGUCCUGCCAAAAAGUUUUAGAUUGAUGACUUUAAUGAGGAUGUUUCAAAUUUAGUCUUAAGUCGUGUUGCAAAGCAUUUAACAGGCGAUGAUAUGGUGGCCCUACAGGCAAACUACCAGCGACAGAAAGCAAAUACGGAAAUCAUCAAUUCUGCAUGAAACCCCGGAGUAAUGUGUUUUAAUUCUGGUGCAGCUCUUUGAAGUCUAAAACCCUUAAAAACGAGAUUCCUCCUCCGUACGAACUACUGUUUUAAUUUACGCAAGAAUCAAAGCUGCCACUUGGUAAUCUUUAAACAUCCUGAAGCAUUCACAGUGGCAGCAAAUCAAAGUGUGUCUCCAAAUGUCUUCAUGAACUUCAAGGGACAUCUUAAAGUCACACAUUUAUAUCUUUAUCAGACGUAACCUGGAAGAAAAUGAGAGCGUCUUGAUUUAAAGCACCAGAUUAAGGCUCGAAGUUGGCAGCAUGUCUGCUUGAUUUUUGUUGACAAUCAGUUUGUAUAUUUUUCUUAUUAAGCGGGUAAUGAAAUGUGAAACAGCAGUGAACACACUCUGCUUUCUUUGGGAAGUCUAUAAAUAUGUAUGGGUGGAAGUAUGGGGGUAAACAACACCCCAGAGCUGCUUUUCUUUACACUUCUCAUGCAGAAAAAAAAUCCCUUUUUUUACAGCGCUGGUUUAGGGACUAGUACAGGGUUCGGGGUUUCUGCAUACAUAAUGAGGUUAUCUGAAGGUUAUUAAUUCAAAAUGAACAUAUAAACAACAUCAAGGUAAAGGUCAUCAGGUGUUUCUGCUGAGAUGAGGAAUUGACUUUACAAACACGUUUCUCAAGAAAAACAAAAUACACCAUUUUGAAAUAGCAGAAAAUAUUUGACCUAUUCGAACAAAGAUUUAGAUUUUAGACUCAUUUUUAAGAAGCCCUCAUUAGAGGUUAAGGAAUUCACCUCAUAAUAUCACACAUUACUCUAAUAAUGCCAAUAGAAGCAAAGGUAAGGAAGCGUCAACAUAAGAAGGAUGCAACCUCUGAGGAAAAUGAACAUCUGAAGAAACAUUCUUGGUCAUCUUAUUGUCAUUUAAGAAUGCAGUUUACAUCAGUCUGUCAAGUUAAUUGUUGCACUGCAUUAUACAAAGAGAAGGGGGAUCACAAUAUGAGAAUGCAUCCUCUGAGGACAAUGAACAGCGGAAAAAACAUUGGUGAUCAGCCCACUGUUGCUGAGAUAUUUCACCUAAAGUUCCUCAUGACCUUCCUUGUAGCCCAAGAGAAAAAGUCAGGGACUUUACAACAUCAGUGAGAUGCAUCCUCUGAGGAUAAUGAAUAUAAACAUGACAUUAUUUAUAAGUCAGAAUCUAUUAAACAUAUAUCUUUAAACUCUAUUCUUCAACUGAUAUGUUGCACUACAGAAAAAAAGAUAGAAUCAACAUAUAAGUACGAUCUGUCCUCUGAGGACAAUGAAUAUUUCUGAAAAACAUAGGUAAUCUGCUAACACAGAUUUACCAAAAAACUGUAUCAUCAGCUUCAUAUUGGCACAAAAGAACUGUUUGACAAUCAACAACACCAGUUGGAAGCAUCCUCUGAGGAUAAUGAAUAACAGCAAAUACAAGGAUAAUGAUUUAAAAAAUUAUUAUGACAUACCACUUUAAACUUCAUGUCUUAAUCUUGACGUUACAUUACAUAAAAAAGUAAUGAAAUCAACUAUUAAUGCAAUCUAUCCUCUGAGGACAAUGAACAUUUGACAAAAGCAGAUAAUCAGCCAAUAGUUGUUGUUGAGAUACUUCUGUAAAAGCUUUACAUCAAACUUACAUCAAAUAAGGACGUUAGACAAUUUAAAAAAAUGUAGGAUGUAUCUGAGGAAAACGAAUAUACUCGCAAAAACAUAGGUGAUAGGGUGUUUGUUUAAACUGUAAACUAAAAACUUUAAAGACUAGAAAUUUGGCAACACCAAUGGAGUGUAUCCUCUGAGGAUAUUGAAUAUAUGUGGUAAACAGUGCCAACUUAAAACUUUAUUCUAGUCGCACUACAGAAAAAGUCAGGGAUCAACAGUGUUUUAAGGGUCUAUCCUCUGAGGACAAUGAGUUUUUGAGAUAGUUGUGAUAGUUUCCCUUACACUCCACAUCAACCUUACGAUGGCACCAAAGAAAAAGUCAGAAAAUCAACACAGGUGAGGUGCAUCCUCUUAGGAUAACGAAAUGAAAUAGUGACAAGCUAGUGACUAGUUCAUGGUUGGUGGAAGAGCCAUUUAAAACAAGCGUUAACGUCAUGCUGAUCAAUUAAAAAAAAAUCAGGUAAUCAACAACACUGGUAGGAUUGAUCCUCUGGGGACCAUAAAUGUGUUUACAAACGUCAUAACUAAUCAUCCAAUUACUGUGGAGAUUUUUCAAGGUGAACCGAGAAGUUUACUACAGAGAAGGACAUGCCAACAGAUGUUGCCUGUACAGAUAGCAGGGCUAUAAAGCAUCAUCCCACAAUACACUUCUGCUCGGCUUAACCUAGAUCUGAAAACAGCAGAACAUACACGGAGGAGCCCAUCCAAGGUUGGUUCUUUGUUGGCUUCUCUUCUGCACUGUAACAAAUGGGUUUAGCAGUUAUAUUUAGGGAGGCUGACAGCAGCUUGGCAGGCUGUAAGUCAGUCUGAGUCAUUGUGUUUCUCACCUCUCCUCCAAACACAGAGAACAGACAGGCCGUCAGAACAACACAGCUUCAGAUAGUGUGAUGGGGGACGUAGCCUUGAGUGAAAUACAGUCCUCAACAAAACAGAUUUUUGGCUUCACUGACGGUUCGAGAGUGAAGAUGUCGGUAUUGAUCUGAGUUAUGCAGCUGAGGCAAGAUUUUGGCAUCUCUUGUGGGGCAUUUCAGAGAGGUCCAAACCUCAUUUUAUUGAUAUUUUUAUUUUUGUAAUGCAUCAGUGUGAGAGUAUUGUGAUAGGGGUCUUAUUGUAGAGUGUACAUAUUGGAGACAGAAGCGUUAAAGGAGAAGAAUUUUGAGGUAUUCUUUAGAUCAGGAUAUGUUGACACAACAGCAGACUGACUGUUUUUCAGUUGGUACGGUAGAUAUGGUAGAUAUAGUAGAUACAACAUAUGGUAUGUUGUAUCUGAACAGGUUAGCUUACGAGCUAAAGUUACUUAGCACAGAUGAAAGUUAAAACAAAGACGUUUAGCAAACUGUUAAAGCACACAAACCAUCGUCAUAUGAGAAAUCCAACGCUAUGACUCUCCACAAGUUGUCCUUCAGGUUGUCAGGUUGGACACACAGUAUGCGAAACUUUAGAAAAACAAGACGGGAAAACGUUGCUGAUGUGAACGCUUGUACUGACAGGAUGCAGGUUUGAAAAAAAAUAUUGACGUCCGAAAUAAUCGCACGAAAAAACGCUCCCGGUGUGAAAGGACCUUUAGGUUUGACAUAUCUUAAACUUCCUCAUAGAAGCUUCAAUCACAUGAACUUUAAGAUACCAAGAAUGAUAAAAAAAAACCUGCCAAAUGCCUGGCAAGCUCAAAAACCAAAGAAAACACUCUUUAUCAGAACUUUUUAGGACCUCCCUCUUGGUUAAAAACUCAAACUGUGCAAACUUGCAGAACUCCCCUAUAGUUCAGCUAUUUCCACAAACAACCACAACAUGCUUUUAACUUCUUUAUUGUGCAGUCCAUGAGCACGCACCGUCAGCUCCUUGUUAAAGUACAGAGCUGUGUUUGGUCAGUCUCGCAGUAUUCCUCCGAGUCCUCAAUCACAUUCAAAGUGCUCUAUUUAGGGCGAUCCGGCAGUCUCAGAAGCUGUGUUAGGAAAAAGCCCCCUGAGCGGUCCAUGUAUUCCUGCAUCCUGGAAGCCUAUAGAUUGGUGCUCUCGUUUGAAGUGAGGCGCGCUCGUUAUAGAAGAUGAGACGAAGUGAAAGAGUGGCGAGGCAGACGGAUGCGGGCGCUCCCAGCUCUCUCUGGGGUUGUGUGUGGCGUGCAGUCAUGAUUAAAUGAUGACUUCAACGAUAAAGACAGAGACCUGCCCACACAGCUUGAUACGCUCGGAGAAAAGACUUCAUCAGAUGCUGCGACAUCUUCGUGAAUCUUAUCCAUCCUCCUCCUCCUCCUCCUCUGUGCUUUAUAAAAAAUAAUCCCCCUCUUGACUCUGGUCUUUCUGCUUUAGCAUUUGCACGGUUGUAGAAAUCUCUUAUCCUGCUGCUUCUGACUGCAAACAUCUCUCAUGGGUCACACCGGCACUGUGCAGACAUUUGAAAAACCUAAAAUUAGUGUUUAAAUGAUGUUUUCUAGAUAUAAGUUGUCUCAUUUUUUUUUACAAUAACAGGGAAUUUCCAUGCCACUGUUUCUAACAGGAUUUUAGUAAUCCCCGCUAUGACUCAUAAUAAGUGACAGAAAGCUGUAAAACAAAGAUAAAUAAUGAAACAGAUUCACAAGCUUAAGGUUGGCGCAUUUCAUUGCAUUGAAACAGAAAAAGGGCAGCUUUAUAGAUUUACUCCCUAAGCUGUUAGCACCUCCUAAAACAGUCUUAUUUGAGUAUUAUAAGGGACUUGAAAACAUGCUCUUAUCAGGCAUUGAGCUGAUUAUCAUAAGUCUGUAUUAAAGGUAAAUAUAUUCCACUUAUGAAGGUGGCUCCAUGACUUUUUAAGGAUGUUAAAAGCUCCUGUGAGGGAUUUUUUUAACAUGUAUAAAAGACUGAAAUUCAUAUUGAUGCAUAUUCACGGUAUCCUAAAGCAAACAUGGUUAUUAGUAAGAUAAUUUAUGAUAUUUAAGUAGUGAUUUUAAAUGCAUGAAACCUGUGCGAGGGGGGAGGUGUCAGCCCUGCUCGACGAUUUCUGGUCAAAACAGUCGCAGUUGCACUCAAAUGUCAUCAGGAUUAGAUUUACAGAUUUACUUCAGAAGAACAUUGUCCACAGGGGGCGCCAAAAUCGACAUGAGUCAAAGUUCCUCACAUGAGCUUUAACAAAGAGUUGCAGUGGUCUGCAGGAGAAAUGCCAAGAGUGUAGAGAUGUUGUAGAUUACAGAAGAAGGAUUUCACAGCCCGUCUGUUUAAGAAAAUCUUCAAUGAAUCAGUCUGAUCAUCUUGAAGAGAAUUUCUCAUCCUCUCCUUUCUUCUGUUAUGUGAUAAAAAUCUUAAUGCGAACUUUAAAUGUAUUAUUUUCUUAUUUUUAUAGUUGCUGUAUAACUUCAGUUAAAACAGGUCCUGAUUUAACCCCCAGUCCAAGUUGUGGCUGAUGUUGAUUACAUGCUUGUAAACACACAUGAAGUCUGUGUCUCCUCCAGAAGUCGAAGAAAAGCUGAACCGGCUCAGUUUAGGGAGAAAAACCCCCAACAGCUCCAGAAACACUUGAAAACUCCUCAUUAGCGUGUCUGUAUUAGACUAAAGGACACAAACCUGUGACAUAAACCUCCACCAGCCGAUAAAGACUUCCUGUAAUGACCCUCCAGGUUACUGUGGACCUCUGCUGCCACCUGAGCUCAGAGUUCGUUAUCUUUUAUAACGCCCGGCGGUGGUUCGAGAGUCUGCCGGGCUCUCCGCCUUCCUCCUUCACACAGACGGCAUGUGUGCAGAGGCAGAGACCCCUCCCUCUUAUUUCCAACCUAUUGUGAACCUUUUGACACACACAAGGGGACAGUGAAGUGCCGGGCGGCGGAGAGCGGCGCGGGGGUGAGGACGACCUCAUUAUCAGCCAGCUGGACAGCCCCCCUCCCCUCUCUUCUUAUUAACCCUCAUCCCCCGUCCUGCACCCUCCUCCUGUCCAAACUUCUGUCAGAAAGGAGAAUAGCGCUCUGUUGUCUGGGUCCUUUUUUAAUGAGCAGAAGAAACAUGGCUGAAGCCCAGAGGGAGGGACGGGGGAGGUGAUCCAGCCCGACUUUUAGAAGUUUAUCAUCAUAUAGAUGGAUUAUGUCGUGAGACUAAACUCAUGCUUGGACUCAUACUUGGCUCAGCUUUUGACCGUAGAAAAAGCAGCAGCAAUCCCUGACGAUAUGAGAAUCACAGAUAAUAAAGCUGCUGAUAAAAGUUUAAUUAAAGCCCCCUAGCCAUUUUAAGGAGGCUGUUUACAGAGACGAUCAGAUAUAGAGCAGGCAGAGUUUGUGUACUGUGUUUUAAACCAGCACUCAUUAUGAUCUUUUGUAUAUUUCAUCUGUUACCAUGGGUGCAAAGUAGCCUCUGUUUUUAAGAUUUUUAAGCCAAAGUUCAAUUAAAGUCCAAAUUCUCAUCUAGAGAAUUGUCUCCUAAAUGACACUGUAUGACACAGCCGAAGUCUCCCGUAAAGAGAGUUUCUUAAAGGGAUAUUCCGGCGUAAAAUUAAUUUAGGGUCAAACUCACCAAAAAACCGAGUUAGACACCCCCUCGAGAGGUGAAUUUUGCCGACCGCUUGCUUCUCUAGUUAUACCAACUUUAGUAAUGACUGCAGAUAGCAAUACAGAGAGCCACGCGCUCAACCAAAAUGCCACUCUAUAGCCACAAAUAAUGCUCAGAACAGCACCUAACUUCAUCAACAGUACAUAUAGGGUCCCAGCCACAGUACUAACCACCAAACAUCUUUUUAACUUUGCCUGAUUUCUUUAGCAAAGAGACUAAACACAACUCACCUACUCUCUUCCAGCAGCCGCUUGUUGGUAGCGAGACCUCAGACCAGUCCAUUACGGACUACAGCGGGGUGACGCAGCUCAAGAAAGAACAUUUAUGAUCAUUACUUCAUGAAAUGCAAUCAGACCGAGGUGCUAAGGCAGAUGAACUACUGUGUCUGCAGUGCAAAAUGAUUAAUAUGGUGAUAAUUACUUCAAGGAAAUGAUAAACUAAUGAUCAUAAAUGUUCUUCCUUGAGCUGCGUCACCCCGCUGCAGUAAUGGACUCGCCCAGAGGACUCCAUACAAACAAGCGGCUGCUGGAAGAGAGUAGGUGAGUUGUGUUUAGUCUCUUUGCUAAAGAAAUCAGGCAAAGCUAAAAAGAUGUUUGGUGGUUAGUACUAUGGCUGGGACCCUAUAUGUACUGUUGAUGAAGUUAGGUGCUGUUCUGAGCAUUAUUUGUGGCUAUAGAGUGGCGUUUUGGUUGAGGUUUGUUUAUGGCUCCUGAGACCGCUGUGUAUUGCUACCCUGUGGUUGUUACUAAAGUUUUUAUAUCUAGAAGAGUGAGCGGUCGGCAUUCAUCUCUCAAGGGGGUGUCUAACUCGGUGUUAUGGUGUGUCUGACCCUAACUUAAUUUUACCCCAGAAUAUCCCUUUAAUCUCAGCUGCACCGACUGGUUCAGGACAGGUACCACGAAGAUAAGAGUCGAUAUCUUUUCAUUUCAUGUCUGAGUUUGUGACAUUUGUUAUGGCAGGAGCAGCACGGAGGAAAUGUAGUAUCUCUUUCCUCUUUAGAUUUGUCAGCAGUAUUUUGCCUGGAGGGGUUUCAGUCGAGUGUAUCUCUGCAAUCGUAUCCGUGUCCUCUGUACAUCAUGAUGAAAAAACAGAGCGACGUUCGCCUCCUCUGCCCUCUCCACAUUGCUCGCUCUGUCUCGAUCUCGGCACAUUACACUCCGCUGGCACGCCGCCAGUCUGCCAUCCCGGAGUAUACUCGACAGGACCUGCCGAGGAGUUUGCAGGCAGAUGACACAGCAGCUCUUCCCUCCUCCUGGCCUGUCUGAGCCUCACUGUCAUUUGUAGCUGUUAGCAUCGCUCCACGAACAGGACGACUCUUGUGACACAGUGAAUUUUCGUCUUUACAGCCUGUUAUCAGCUGUUAUUGAGAGAACAGGCUUUUAGGAUAUAGACGACCUCUAGACAGAGUGUGGGCCUUUCAGAUGUAUUGACCUCUUCCUGUCACCUGUGUCCCCUCUGAGGGUUUUGCUGAAACUGCAUCCUGCUGCACGUUCAUAGUUACACACAUUCCCACCUGGGAGCUGCCCACUGUCGUCUCAUGGCCUCACCAAGGGCUAUGUGAUCACUGUCAAGGAGGAAUUGAUUCAUCCUCCUCUUACCUUUGGGCUACUUUUGUAACAUACACUUUGCUUUUGUAGUGAUUUUGGACUUAAAGCCUCCUCCCUGAGUGAACGACAACACCAAAUAUUCUCUAAACUGAUUAUUUCUCUUUGGUUUUAUCUCAUUUUAGAGCAAAAAAAAAUUACAACCAAGACAACAGAGUCACAAUAAUGUGUCUGUUAAAUUUUAAUCCCUGGCAAUCAGCUGAUUUGCUUUCCAGCUGAGAGUUCAAUACAACAAUCAAUACCACUCUCACGUGUUAGCUUUAAAAUGCUGUUUUAUGGUCACCAUCCCGUCAGCUUAGCUCGACACAAAGGCUGAAAAACUGGGGAAAUAUCGAGCCACGCUCUCUCCAUGUUAACUGAGUUCAUGCCGGUGGUUCCUGUUAUCUACAUGUCUAUUGAUGAACAGCUGUUUUCUGCACAGCUUGGAUUCAUCAUCUCUGCUAGGUUUAUCCCAACCUCAAAGCUGGGAUUCUUGACACGACCAAGUUAGCUGUUUCUUGCUACUUCUACUCUGUGCAUAGCUUGAGUAAAAACUGUGUGUAUUUUUCAAUGAAGCUUCAUGCAAUGAAACCAAUUUGUCUAAAAAAACACCACCUGGAGAUUUUAUUUGUUACAGUUUGUGUAGUUUCAGCUGCUCCAGUCUUGUUUUUAUGAUAGGAAAUUAAUGAAAAGGUUUGAAGCUCCUGCAACAAACUCUUGGUUUGUGUUGAUUUUGGCGCCCCCUGUGGACAAAAGGCUGUUUGCUUGUCUUGUCCUCUACAUCAGUGGUUCUCAACUGGUCUUACUCUGGGACCCACAUUUUCCCAUGGUUCUUGAGUUGCGACCCACUUUUAUAGAAUUCAAACCAAGCAUAUUAAUUUUUAUAUAUAAAAAACAACCUUUAAAGGUUAACAUAAAUCCACUUAUUUUAUUGAGUUAAGUGCAUUUCAGAGCAGAAGGGGACAACAAGAGGACGACAACUACUGAAGCUGCAUGUACAAAAAAUAUAGAAUCAAUAAUAAAUAUCAUAUUAUAUAUUUACGUUUUUGACCAGCUGUUCGUGACCCAUCCAGACUGUGUCCACUUUUGGGUCGGGACCCACCAGUUGAGAACCACUGCUCUACAUGUCCUCUACAAAAAAACUCAUCCUGCUGAUUUUUGACAGAUGUUUUUAUCAUUUAUCGUUUAUGUUUUAUGUAAAAAAAUGUAAAAGCACGUACCUGCACCUGUUUUAGGCAUUACCAUAUAUGGUAUAUAUGGUUAUAUAUGAUAUAACCAUACAGAAAUUUUCAGUCUUGUUGUUUAUGGUCUAGCAUGAUUUUGUAUAUCAUAAAAAGACAUCAGUAUAAGUUUGAGUUUAUUUCACAAAUGUAAAAAAAACUUCUCACUGGAGCUUUAAACACCAAAUUAUUACUCUCUGUGCAAACUUCCCAUAAGAAGUAGACUGUAAACAAUGCUGCACCUCCAGUCUAUAUUACUCUCCAUUAUGUUGCCAUGUGGGGAUAUCAAUCAACGUUGAUUAAGCCAUCAAUUAAAUCGUGAAUCUUUGCUGUGGAAAUACUAAAUACCGGUUACAGAAAUCAGCCUUAACUUUAUAGAAAUGAUUCAUUUUGUUUCUGGUGGUCUUGUUUGCUGAUGGAGCUCCUCUAGAAACAUCAGUAUUAAUUUCACUCUGUUUGAUAAAUGAAAAAAAAUCUCCUAACAAGAGCUUGGAGGAGUUUACUGCCAGUAAAAGACCUUUUAAUUUAAGAGUCUAAUAAAUCAGACUGAAACAAUUCAGCAAACCCCCUGAGACACCCAUCAAAUACAUCAAGUACUCCAUAAAAAGGUAAUAAGGUUUAUUUUUGAUUUGCGCUCUGUCUCGGGGGUAGAAGUCUGUUCAGAUUGUACCAAAUCUCUGAUAUUUGUUCACCCAGCCUGACUGUCUCUUUGUGUCCCCUUCCGAACAAAAAAAAUCAAUCACCACUCCCCUCUCCUGGCCUCUAGCAGUCUGGGACCUGUCCCCCCAGUUCAACUCCACCAUCAGCUCUCAUACAGAGCCACGGGUGGAGGUUGCCAGUUCUGCACUCGUCAACCCUCCACGUCACAGAGAGGGCUGAAUCCAUCCCACAGCGGCUCAUUGUUGCACAUGGCUGCUCCAGUUUGUUCUCCAAUGCCACAGUGAUUGAUAGUUUUACGACGAUAUCUCUCUGCAAAGUUACAUUUUACUCAAGGUCCUUUUUUCUUAUUAGUCCCAUUAGAUCCUCCCUGUCAUUGUCUGAGAGCUACUUUUGUUUCUGCAGGCCUGAAAAUAUCACAUUCAGCCUCCAUAUCUCUGUCUAUGAGUGGAUUUAUAAAAUAUCAAGGGUAAAAUAUGCUAAUGUCGCUGUACUUAAAAUUCAACUGUAGCCAUUAUAGUUAAUCAUGCAACCUAUUCGGUGUUGGAGAGGCCCUUUGCUCCUCGUCUAAAUCCUAUUUCCAGGUCAGAUUUGUCGAUUUGCUUCUCUCAAGCCAUCCAUUACCAGAGAUGGACAGCCCAGCCAGGCGAUGGGUCAUUAAGUACAGCGAGAAGCUUUCCUGUCUUUACUUCUGUUCACAAGGCAACAGAGCAGACUGAGGGCCAGCGGAGACAUUUUCGACCUUAAUUAUAGGUCUUUAAAGAGGCUAAAAGCGUUAGUUUUUAAUUAAUACAGGUCUCCUUUUAGUGUUAACAUUUCACACAGUAUUAUUGUUACCUAAAAACAAGCAGGAGAGCGAUGGAGAAAUACACAAAUAAACCGUAGCAAGAAGUUAAAAUGUCAACUCAUCCACAUCAGUGGGUCCAAAUCUAAAGGUCAGGUACCUUUCCGAGAGUUAUAGAAUAAACAAGACUGAGUAUGACAGGAAAUAAAAGACUUCUGAUGCACAAAAUCUUUAACUUUUCUUUUACUGAUAUUCAUCAGAAAUUUUUGUGUUUGGAGGUAAAUAACCAAUAUUUAGAAACUUUUUGAAUGAAGCCCUCAGAUGGUGUGAUCGGUCCAAAGAAUAGCAACUGUUAAGGUAGGGCUGGGCGAUAAACAGAAAAUUUACAGAUACUGAAAUUUACGACAAUCAUCAAUGUCAUUUUGCCCAUAUCGGUAUAUUUGGUGUCAGAAAAACAAAUAAAUAAAAGUUGUUUUUGGAUGUGUGUAGGUAGGCUAUGGUCUCAUGUCCCUUUAACGGGCAAAACCCACAGAUCCGGAACCACUCCGCUUCGCUCCGGCACGGCAGGCGGAUCAAAUACACAAGCAUUAUAAUCAACGUGUAUCAGGGUUUCAUCCUCCUCUUAUCUGACUCCACCUGAUGUAAUAUGUUGUUAUCUUUACAGAGAUAACACCUCAGCGCCUUUCUCUUUGCUUCUUUUAUUUAGUUCUUUCCUUCAAAACACUGAUGCUAAACUCGCCGCUCUGCUCGUCCUUUAUUACUUCGGCUCUUGUGAAAAUUAUGCAGAUGACUUUUCUUUUACACGUGUCGAGCUGAGCUUUGGUUAAAAAAAUGAAUAUAAAUGAAUCUGUGUGUCAUGAAGGGACCCUGAGCUGAUUGUAAUUAUACGUUUCAGAGAAGCUAAACCUGCUAAUGGGAGCACUCACUGAGGUGUAGCCUCCUCUCUCUCUCCUCUCUCUCCUCUCACACUGGGAGAUCUGCCGACUCAGCACGGCGCUCUGGAGGUAUUUGAGAACCUGUUUGCCGGCGAGUUUGAUGUAUCAUUCAUGCGCCGCACACACUUACACACUUUAUGUCUGCUCACGAGGCUGAUCUUCAGUUACACCGUCAAACCUGAUUCACUGCGGAGGACAACAACACUCAGCAGUGAAAGUAAUCAUGUUGGCUCAAUUGUUCAGCACUUGUAGUCUCAUCAAGAAAAUUGCUAAUAAUUAUUAGCGGCUAAUUACAUGCGGUUUGUUUUGUUUUGUUUUGUUUUGUUUAAAGCAGCAUGGAGCUCCAGCUAACAAGGGAUUAGCAGAAAACCUCCUGAAUAUCUUGUUGCUUAUUUUAGCUUCUCUCAACCUGGUGCUUUUGGUUUGGGCCAGUUGGCACGACGAUGGCGGUGGCGGCGUGUUUUCUGGGAGCAGCAUGCCAGGCUGUCGGGUUGUUGGGGAGAUUUGUAAAGCGUGAGUGAAAGCGUAGUGACACGCCCCAUAAAAGCUCUAUUGUACCCCCUCUUUAAUGCAUGUCGAGUCUCAGACUGGGGUCAGGGUCGGCUUAGCCAAGAGGAACAGUAUGAGAGUGACCCUCUGCUGCUCACACGCCACCCCCUGCAAACACACACACACACACACACACACAUAAAACUGUAGUACACACAUGCACACUCUCAGGAGGGCAUAUUGUGGUUAUGUUGUUGUGCAGGAUGAUUUAUAACCUGUGCAUGUCAGCAAAGGUCGCUAUAGCUACCAGCAGACCCCCUUUGAGAAUUCAUGUUUUCUCAAUCUAAAGGCUGCUAUAGGACCUCCAGGUCUCCAGUGAGCGGCUCAGAAUAACACCUCACAGCUCACCUGUUGAUGCACGACCAACAACUUAAAGCUUUACCGUGUUUUUCACUUCUAUAUCUGCAGGUUUCCACCAGGAGCUCUAAUUCAAUUGGUCACAGAAAGUUCUUAGCCCACUAAUCAGUUAAUGAGGUUUUGCGAUGAUACAGAUCGUGGAUUUCCUGAAUUAUAUGAUUAUCACAUCUCGGACAUAAAUCACACGACCAGGAGAAGAAUCCGACAUCCAGGGCCUCAGAAACCAGCAGAUGAAUGCCUGUCAGUUCAUAAUAUACUCUCUCUUAUCGAAAAGUGAAGCUGGAUUCAAAAAGAUAAAAAGUCUGGGGGAGAACAGACCCUGACAGGUCCAGAUCCAGCAGACUGUGAUAAAAGUAUGAUUUUUUUCAGUGGUUUAGAGAAAUCUAGCAGCUCUUCUCUCACACACAGGCCAGUCGGCCGUCACUCCUCUUACAGAUCAGUGAGUCUUCACCGUCCCUGACCCUGUCACUUGUUCACUGGUUUUCCGUGGACCACGUUAGUCAGUCUUGCGAACCUCAACACCUAAAACAAGCUGCAGUUUUGGAGAUGCUCUGAUGCUGUUUGGACAAUGUCAAACUAGACCUUUUAAGCCUGUUUUAUUUCCUACACUAUAAAAUUGUGCUUUUAUUUUGAAGUGUAAGCUACUUCCUGUAGUUUGUAAGUUACAGAACAGUUAAAAGAAAGUUAAAAAAAUAUAUAAAUGUUCAAUUAAUUAGUGACUAGUUUUAAUAGGAUUUACAAAAUAAAACAUGAUAUUCAGUUUUUAAAAGUGCUGAGUCAUCUCUCAGAGUCACUAAAGCGAGCUCACUAGCAGUCUUCUGCUGCUUCUUCUUCAUCUCUCUUCAGUUUAAUGGCAUGUGGCAACCAGCAUACAGAACCACUGCUAUAAACUCAUGGUAUUGCCAUAUGCUUAUUUUAAGCAUAAUAUUUGUAUUCAGUGUUUUAAUGAAAAUGGUUAACAUCAUUACGGUUAUAUUGUGACAGCCCAAUCCUGCUUUUAACACAUGAUAAUAAUAAUGAUAAUAAUAAUAAUAAUAAUAAUAAUAAUGAUGAUAAUAAUAAUGAUAGUAAUGAUAAUAAUAAUAAUAAUAAUAAUAAUAAUAAUAAUAAUAAUGAUAAUAAUAAUAAUAAUAAUAAUGAUGAUAAUAAUAAUAAUAAUAAUAAUAAUAAUAAUUAUUAUUAUUAUUAAUAAUACUUUCCUCAUAAUAAUAAUAAUAAUGAUAAUUAUUAUUAUUAUUUUUAUUAUUAUUAAUAUUAUUAUUAUGAGGAAAUUAUUAUUAUUAAUAAUAAUAAUAAUUUCCUCAUAAAUUCCUCAUAAAGGUUGUUCAAUGAUAGAAAAAACUUGUUCUUCUUUAGAUUUGAGCUUCACUUUAGAACAACCACCUGAGGAUCUCCGGCUCUCAUAUAGUCAACAUUUCUACAGAUUGUCAGCGCUCAUAAUGUCAUGGUUGAUCGGUACAUAUCCUCUUGUUUAAAAUAUCUCUUUAUAUCUCAUGAUAGGAUUGUGAUAUGUGCCAUACUGCUUGAUUCUUGCACAACACUGUCCUAUUUAAUGGAGUGGGUGGAAAGGAAUUUCUGCUGCAGGUGAAAUUGACCCAAAUAAAAAAAGAGCUGUGAGAGCAAAAUUGCAUGCCAGGAAACCCAAAACAAUGGACCGAAAAAUGCUUUAAUGCUUUUUGGAAUUGAGGGGGAAGCAGGACUUAAGAUAAGUCUUUUUGAGCUCGUCACUUCAUCCCUUUCACACUGCAUAUAGUCUGAUCCAUUGUUAAUGCAUUAACACUGAUUAAUGCGGCUUUAGGAGGCUGGGUGAUGCCACACUCUGACCACUGGAGUCUGUUUUAGUUUUACCUUCAAUAUGGAGCACUUUUUAAUGACUUAAACUUGCUGCAUGUGAAGAUUAAUUACACAUCCUCUCUCCAGACUCCAACUUCUGCAUACAGGCAUUAUCCUCCAGCGUCUAACAUUAAGGAUUUCACAUUAACCGCAGAGAUUGGAGAGCAAUCUAGUGACAGAUAUCGAUAUCAAGACGCAGGAGCGAUGUCGUGGUCAGAGUCUGUUUACGAGAUGCUCACAUCCGCCGGGGGAUGGCCUGACAUUGGAGUGACCUCAGCGAGUGGUGCAGUCAGCCUGUCUCACUGACAGACCUACAGUAUGCUCACACUGGCAGAUAUAUAUGAACCCGAAAACCCCGCUCCGCCUCACACUCAUGCAGACAAAUGCAUGAAAAAACAUGCACCCACACGUUCCCGGACACAUGUGGGAGACUGAUGACUGCAGAUGUACACGCGUGUGCACACAAACACACGUGUGCACAUCGGCUGAGCAGCGCACUCUACUGGAUUACUUUAAUUCUGUUAGCUUUGAUUGGUUUAGGGCUUUUUUGUUGAUACAUCACUGCAACAGCUAGGCGAGCGGGAAGGGGGGCUUGUGCGUCAUUUUCAACCUGCAAAUUGAAUUCUAAUGGGCUGCAUGGUUCAUAUUUGGCUGAUGAAGCAUAAACAAGCUGUAUAUUUAGACUGUAAAAGCAUACUGCAGGUGGUACAAGCCAGAGAUUGAUCAUCCUCAUAAAAAUAGCACCUCGUCAUAAAUCAGGGUGCAGCAGGAGCUGGAGAGGAAACACUUGGACGGGGAUUUUCUCCUCGGUUCUAAAUUAAAUGACACAAUGUGAGCAUGUGACACUUGUGUGCUCUCGUUCAAGUGUGUAUGCUGUAUUAAUUAAUUUAUCGUAACGGAUUACAGUCCAGAUUGAGCGCUCAUUCAUCCUGAUCUGGCUAAUAUAAUCUGCCUCUAAACAUUUCAUAGCGACUUAUCUCUCUGAGCUCUGCCGCCGGGUGAGAGAUAUUUAUUCUGUUGUGUUGGAGUCUUAGCCUCCUCUGUCAGGGCUCAGAAGGGGUUUAUCUGCAUCCAGCGGUCGUCGCAGCUCCUUUUGUGCUCCGCCUUCCUUCCCCCCCAACUCACCCCGCCGCUGCCAGCCCUCCAUCCCGCCCCACUCGCCUGCUCACACCACAUUUCCUGCUAAAUCCCAUUACUAGAGCCAGACGCUGCUGCUUCUUCGGCUGCUGCUCUCUGCACCGUGUGACAGCCUUUGAGAGAAAUCAUAAAUAGGCCAAGUUGAGUACAGAUGCUGCCGAAAAUACACUCGCUGUGCUCCCUUUCUUACUCAUGCUCCUGCCCCUAAAAUACUCCUUCCUCCCCUCUUUGGGGUUUGUUUUGCGAUAACACCGAGCGAUGUCAUCCAGUACUCGUUCCAAAAAUGUCAAACAGGCGUGUCCGGGUACACAGUAUUCUACUUUCCCGUGUGAAAACUACACACGCCAGUUUUUUCCAAAAGAUGAUGAAGUGAGAUUGUAGCAGCAGCAGAGCUUCACUGAGCAACACACUGAACAGUCUGCUUUUAAUCAUCUGUUGAAUAUUUUCCCCUGAGGUCUGGAGCGACAGUAAUGGAUGACAGAAGCGGCACACACCUACGAAAACACACACUGUCAUAGCAACUUACAACACUCCACUAAGUGUAGUGUAGAGAGGAGCAGAGCUGGAAGUAAUUGUUGAUCAUAAGGACACUGUCACACCCAUCAGGCACACUCCUGAUGUCAUUAUCUGGAUGCUUUACUUCUAUAUUAACUUCCUGAUAUGAACCAGAGCAGGGAUACACAUAAACUCUGUUCAGGCGGGGCGACUUUUAAAGAGUCGUGGCCUUCAUAGCUGAACUGAGCUGAAAUGAAACAGCAGAGAAUCACAGAGUGUACGAGACUCUCUAUGAAUGUCACCAACUUUUCCUGCGUUUACCCUCUUAUUACAAUGACGCUCCUGUCACCUAGCAACCUCAGAUUUAUGACUUUGUCUCCUCCAGCUGCGAUUAGAUUCUUUGGUUUCUAACCAUCUGCAAAGAAAUGCACUUCAGAGGUUUCAUCCAUUUAUGUCUGAAUCAGCAUGCACGUAAGCAAGGCGUUAUUGACGGCUGAUUUCUCUUUCUUUUGAGCCACAUACGCUCCAUAUCGAGUCACAUGACUGUAUACAGAUUUGAAGCCGAAAAGCUCUCGGUAUUUAUGCGAUUUCUCUCUAUUUCCUGAAACCAACAUUGUGCAGUAGUGUCGUACGCACUCCACCUCUUGCGCAGUAGCGUUGUACGCAUUUGACGGGAGAGUCGCUGUGAUGACACUCGGCUCAAACAGCGUAUCCUCCAGGUAAGCUACGCAAUCUUCGUACGCCCAUAGGCUGUAUCAGGUGUCAAUCGUUCUGUUCUCGGGGUGGCUUCAGCCAGCGAGGAGGCAGACGGCGUCCAUUCUGUUUACAAUCUUGUCGUGUUGAUUCAACUGUAGUGUUUACAUUUGACCUCCUUCUGCCGAAGUAUGUCCAAACGACUCAUUUUUCUUCAGUACAAGCUCCUGGAUUUGUCCAGUUGGAUGGUUUGUGUCCUCUGUGUGUUUCUAUGUUGCAGCUUAGAUGAGGCAAAGUCACGUGACUGAAUGGAUGGCGGUGUGUGAGCAUGCAAGGUGGAGAAAGUCAGAAUAGGAUUUAGGAAUAGGAUCAAAUUUAAUAAUUGACAUGUCGGUUAGAGGUUCUGGAUGUCAAUUUCAGUCAUUUUUUGUUUCAUUACCCAGUCCAAGGCUGACUAGUAAGAAUGAGUCAUUAAUUAUUUAGUCGAUUAAAUGCAUUUGUCUCUAUUUUACCUUCGACAGUCUGCUGUGAUACUCUGGUCAUGAAAUUCAAAGUAUGCAGCCUCAAAUAAACGGCUUCAUGGGAACCCUAAACUGCUCAACCGUUGAAGAUUUAAACCCAAACAUAUCCUAAAAAGCUUAAUUCUCACUUUCCCCACAGGCUUUCUAACUUAAAGCCACAGUCACAGCCUGAAUUCGCCUUGAAUCCAAACUAAAUCCCAACCUGACUUUGACCUUGAGUUCUGCUGAAGAGGAGUGUCUAAUUAAAUGAAAGAAAACCCUUUAAUUAAACCCCGUUAUGAGCCUCAUCAAACUGAUGUUGAUGCUGCAGUCACGAGUCCAGGGAAAGGUCUGAGAUUUGACAGGUCACCGAAAGGGCCUUCACCGUGAUCCUCAAAUAGGAUUAGUUUACCAUCCAGAGAGAGAGAGAGGGGACCCUAUUUCUGAUCGGCUAUUUGAAGAGUUAAACCAUACUUAGGUUUGGAGUUGCACAACACCAGAGCACAUUGUAAAGUGGCUGUGCAUGGGGCGAAUCAACCAACUUCAUUUGUAGUGUCACAGUCCUACCCGGAUGAAUGCGUCCUCACCGCUCUGCUCCAUGAUGCAUUUUUUGGCAUUUUCAUCGCCAAGAGAAGAGCCUAAAGUUAAAUCUGAGAGGAAAAAGUUACAGAGCAACAUCAUGAACAACAAAGAUCUGGACUGUCCAGACUUAAACCACCGGGCUCACCUCUGAACUCCCUGACUGGUCCAAGUCUUUGACUCUGAAUGCCAACAUUUAAUCCACAUCCUGCCCUCAGCCUUGUCCUAACCCUACAGCCUUCUUAUUCUUAUCAAAUCCAAAGCUUACAUUAACCUUAACCUCCACCUACACCCUGCUUUCAAAUGAGCUUAAUCCUUCAGUGUGGAUUCUUUAAUAUUUGGGAAACCUUUAAAGAGCUUUGCACCAUCUAAAGGACAGAGUGACACAACAUCGGAGGAGGGGAAAGACCAAGUAGAGGGUUCAAGAGAAGGCCAGAGAAAGACAGACAGUGCCCAGUUCACUCAGUCCCAUCUGGGUAACAACUGUGUAACUACAAUCUGCUAAUCCUGCAGGCUGGCAGAGGCCCAGGGGAGUAAAACCAGCAGCACCAGUACUCCAGCCUGCCCGCCCACCGGCAUGACUGCAUGACUGGCUGCCACUAACCCAUGCUAACAGGCUUGUGAGAGCAGUGCAUUCAGAUGGUGAUGAGGACGGAUGCCUGUGUGUUUGUGCUGUGUGCGUUUUCGAGUGCAAUUGUGUGUUAAAGUGGAAGAAACACAACCGCACACAGAGACGGGGGGAAAUAAGGUUUUAGUUCUGCAGUAAACACUCAGAGGGAAACAUCAUCUCUGCGGUUCAGAUACAUUUUAAGGACAUACACAGUUAUUUUGUACUGUUGAACAAUUAGGAUUAACAUGACAAGAAUCUGGGGCUGCAGCGAUCGAACAUUUUAGUCAUCAAGUAUUCCAGUGAAUAUUAUAAAACAUGAUUUAGUUGAAGUGCAAUUAUUCCGGAACAAUCACGAAACAAGCGUGAGUGUUAGCAGAUUACAACGUUUGUAAGAAAGCUUAUUAUGAAAUUAACUUGCAUCAUGAAAAUCAGUCCAACAGACUGAAGCGGAAAGUGGAAAAAUGAAUUUGACAUUCUUUUUGGAAAUCAUGGACACUUUGUCUGUGAUCUAAAGAGAAGUCAACUACAGGAUUCGACGUCAAAAGCUUAAUUUGCAGCAGACACACUUGAACUGCUUACACUUGACCAUCAGCUGGUGUCAAACGUUCAAUGUCAAAGGUUGUCGAUCACUCAUGCUAAGGGUUUAUCGCUCGGCUUUAAGGUGCUUCAGUAUAGAGAGAUAAACCAUCUGUUCCAGGGAUCAAACCUGUGACCCCGCCUGUCUGCGGCUCCCAUUGCACUGUUUAUGUGACCUCACUUUGUCCAACUCUAAUCUUAUUGAUCCUAUACAGAGUGAUUAGGAUUGUGGGAGUGCGAGGGGGUCACUGGACUUAAACGAGUCUGCACUCUAUUGUAUGCAAUUACAUUUGGGAGUAAAUCCAAACCCGGACCUCGGGGAAAUCCUUUCAGCGUUACGGACAAUUUUAGCAGAUUACUCUUCCUAGAAGUUUAAACUGUUUUAGAUUUUCUUUUAUCCAGGUUUGUUAGGCCCAAAUGUCAAAUAUUUGUUUUCUGGCAGCUUGUAUGUAAAAAGAGUAAACUAAAUAUAAAAGAAGAUCCAUAAUAAAUGCUGAAAUUUAGCAGUAAGAAUAAACUAAAGCUCCCAUGAGGAGUGAAAUAGACUGAAUUUAUGUUUAUAGCUUUUUAUGAUAUACAAAAGCAAACAAGACCAUCAUCGAAGAGGUCGGCUGCUUUUAUAUUUCAACUUUUACUGCCUGAAAUCGACAGGAGCUACUUCAGGUGUAGUGAUGUGCUGGUUUACUAUCUUAUGAUGAGCGUUAUCGGCUUGUUACAGUGUAAAAUGAACUUUUUCCUCAGAGUUUAAAUGUAGGUUCAUUUUUCAGAUAAAAAGUGAUGGCACUAUAAAAGAUCAUUGCUUUGUCCACAGGGGGCGCCAAAAUUGAUGCGAAGCAGACGUUGCUCACAGGAGCUUUAAUUUAACAAACAGCACAAGAAAAUUUAUCCUUUUACUGAUUUAAAGAUGUGCAACAAAAAAUGUGGCUGGGGAUCGAACCUGUGACCAUGGCUUCUAUAUAUUGGGCGAGCACUUGAAAUUCCACCUCAACUUGCUCUCUGAGCGUUUUGUUUUCUUUAUAUCACUGUUACAGAAAUACACCAACAGGGUCCCUAUGAUUAGUGCUGGACGAUAUGGCCUCAAAUCAAUAUCACGAUAUAUUGAGCAGCUCGCCUCGAUAAUGAUAAAUGGACGAUAACUACUCCACAAGCUGCUCACCCCCUCCCACAUUAACUUUGUCUACUUCAGCCACCACAACUUUGGACCGUCCUCCAUCUCCUCACCUGUCUUUCCCUCUUUGUUAAGGACUGGAUGGGGUGGAGUCAUGUCUCUGAUGUAGGACAGCGUCUUAAAGGGACAUGAGACCAUAGCCUACCUACACACAUCCAAAACCAACUUUCAUUUAUUAAUUUUUUUGAUAAAAAAUAUACCAAUGUGGGCAAAAUGACGUCAGUUAUUGUCGUAAAUUGCGGUAUUGGAAAAUUUUCGGUUCAUCGCCCAGCCCUACCUAUGAUGCAGCAGUGGAGAGAUGUCAAAAUGAGGCGGCUACACAGGAGUGAGUGGUUUGCUCAAGGGCUCCUUUGCAGUGACCAGAAAGUGAACUGUGUCUUCUCUUAUAGCCUGUCCUGAUUUUAUGGGAGCUGGACCAGAAACACCCAGUUUCCAAGUUGAGUCCCUUCAGAUUGAGUUACAAAAGUGGCCUCGUUUUUCAAUUUGCAGCACCAUAAACAUAAUCAAAAGACUUCCAGUUUAUCGGUUUAUUGUAAUGAAAUGUAAACUACAGACUGAAUCAGCAUGGUUGUAUUAUUCAGAUAUAAAACAGACAUCAGGUUCCUUUCACCUCUCAGCUGUCUGAUAACACAGAUGUUGCAUUCACAGUGAACAAGGAUCCCUGGUUGGGGUAGUGUGGGGUUCUGCGCAGCUUUGCACAAGAUGCAGCCUAAUCCGCUGUCUCCCCAGAGAGAUUAGCCUUGUCACCAGGGCUGGGAAUUAAAGCACGACUGGUGUUGGAGAUACUGACACAGACACAAAGCUAAGACCAGACCGGUUAGGGUGGAGGGGGAGGGGCGGCUGGUAAAUGAAUACCUAAAGUAAACUGUGAAUUACAGUCUGUCAUUGUCAAAUAAAAUCAAUUUUAGGAUUCCCGGAGCUAAAGUUGGCACUCACUGUUCAAUACACGUACAAACCUGAGUUUGACAAGUCAAAUGUGAGAGUAAACAACUCUGUUUACCUGCCUUUUGAAAGGAAAGCCAAAGACUUAGCAGUGUGAUGAGAUGAAACAACAUGUCAAACACAUCAUGUAAUUGAAGCGGGGCCUCAAAAAGCUUCACGCCGAUCUGAAUUCAGCUCAGGGUGGGUUUCUCUCUUUGCUCCAGCAACAGAGGUCGAACUCAGAUCAGACACGGGAACUUCAAAAGACACUGCACAAGGCAACAAGAGGGCAGACAGAGGAGCUUCAAACUCAGAAAUCCAGUUUAGCAUUUUAAAAAGUGUUGAUCAAAGACUAAUGAGGAAAUACUGAUCAGGAAAAACACCUCAGCGAAAGGCUCUGAAGUGGAGGUUGUUUGGAAAUCAGGGCAGACAAGACGGUGAGGAAAGGGAGGGCGCGUGCAGAUUAAUCUUGACAUUUAAUGUAGAGGUUCAAGAAAAUCAUCCAGAGCGAAAAUGUGCAACAAACUCAAACCUUCAAUAAGAGGAACAGAGCUCCCUCUGUGACUCUGACUGCCCUCAGUGUGGUCAUGUUCAUGUCUCGGCGCUCCCCUUCCUGUCGCAGAGCCAGAGUCUGAGUCAAGGUUCUUCUUUGCUCCGGGCAAAACAGGUUCACCCCUCACACUUUCCACCAGUCAGGCCAUGAAUGAUUCACUCUGUCCUGCUGCUCUGUUUUAGCUGGCAGCGGGGUUGUACAGUCAACCGUUUGCUUUCUAUAAAGUUAGAAAGAGGGUGAAGCAAAAAGAGGACCUUUGUAUCCUCGAACGGCAGCAGUUAAAUAUGACUCUGUUUGCUAAUUUAGGAGGAAAAUUUUAGUCUAUUUAAGAAACGUAAUCCGUCUUUUAAGUGGCAAUUUGAGGCAAGAGGAUUUGGUGCAAACUCUUAUAAUCGUAUCUCAAACUACAGAACAUGUAAGGAUGAAAGAUGAACUAAAUUAGUUCGCAAGGCUUUAGGUGAUUCGUUUCCGCUGCAGAGAUACAUGAUAUUAAAAAUGUACGAACACUUAUCAAUCUGUGCAGACAGACUGAGCAAAGCAAAACAAGGUUAGUUAUGCAACACAAGGUAAUUCAAAAUGCCUCGCAGAAGAUGCUGGAACAUCAUCAUAACUGAGUGAUUUCAAAUUAGAGAGAAGACAAAACCAGAAGGUUGGAAUUUGGAGUAGAAGCUGCGGUGCAGUGUUUAUCAUCUGAAUAGGAGUUCAAAUAAUUUCAUCAAAGGUUUCUGCAAACAGCAUCGGUUUAAACCAGACAUGAUGUUUUCUAUGAGUUUGUUCAAGAUAUAUACAGCAUAAAAACCAAACCGCUGACUUUGAAAACAGAAAGCAGACUUGGUUCAGAUGACCUGAGCGGUUCACACUGUAUGAGAAGAUCACUUAUAUGAACCAUUUUGGCCCAAAAUCAUUCAGUACUGUAUAAACCAGCAAAAUCUUUUCACUGACAAACAGGAAGUCAGUGUGAAGACCUUUGAACUGGACUGAUGUGAUCCACUUAUCUGGUAUUACGAAGGACUCUGCGGUGUUCUGAAUCAGCUGCAGACAAGUAAAGACAAUGUUACACAAACCGAGUAGAUGGGUGAUGAAAGCAUGGACAAGUUUUCCCAGUCCUGUCGAGACAUGAGUCCUUUAAUCCUCUAUGUUUUCUUUAACAAUCAUCCUCAUGCAGUUUUUAAAGACUCAGGUCUGCACCCAAAUCUCUGCCUUUGCCAUUGUUUUUUAGCAUUAAUGACCGGAGCUGUGCACUGACUUGAGUCCACUCUUCAGCUGCUAAAUUGAGUCUGUGUUAAACAAAAAAACACUUAAACACACUUGAACGGACAGAUUCACUCAUUACUUGCACCCAGUUUUUAGGACUUUGCUGCCCUGGUGAAACUGCAGUGUAUGUUUGGGUUUUUUCGCUGCCCGUAUAGUAACUUAGUUGGUUAUUUCCUAUAAUCUGAGUUAGUGGAAGCUUGCAGUAAAUGUUAAACUGAUGAGGACCCAGGAUGGAGCCUUGGGGAACCCCAGGUGUGAAUAUAUCUAUGGACUCAAAGGAGUUUAUGUUCUUUAAAGGGAUAUUCCGGCGUAAAGUUAAUUUAGGGUCAAACACACUGUAACACCGAGUUAGACACCCUGUCGAGAGAUGAAUGUUGCUGACUGCUUGCUUCUCUAGUUUUACCAACUUUAGUAACAACCGCAGAUAGCAAUACGCAGAGCCACGCACUCAACCAAAACAAAUAAUGCUCAGAACAGCACCUAACUUCAUCAACAGUACAUAUAGGGUCCAAGCCACCAAACAUAUUUCUAACCUUGCCUGAUUUCUUUAGCAAAGAGACUAAACACAACUCACCUACUCUCUUCCAGCAGCCGCUUGUUUGUACAGAGACCUGCUCAAGGGGUGACGCAGCUCAAGGAAGAACAUUUAUGAUCAUUUUUUUAUCAUUUCCUUGAAGUCAUAAUCACCAUAUUAAUCAUUUUAUACUGCAGAUGCAGUAGUUCUUCUGCCUUAGCGUCUCAGUCUGAUUGCAUUUCCGUGAAGAAAUGAUCAUAAAUGUUACUUGUUACUCUGUUUCUUGAGUCCAAACCUCCAGACUGUCUGUAUAAGCACCUCACUGAUCAUCAUUUUGUUUUAUAUCGACCCUUCAGCUGUGGUUUAAAAAAAUCGACCUUAAUGCUAAUGGUCUGGUUUGUGUUUCUGUGUCAUAAAAACAUAUCAGUAUUGAUCCCAGUCACUUUUAUGACUGAACGGGAAACAUUUGGACACGCUGCCUGUCAAUCUGUCUCGAUUUUGCAGCAUCAGUUUUGAUAGUCCCCCUUUUCCUCAGUGAUUUAUUUUCCUAAAACCACCACAGUCACUGCGUCUGGCUCCUCAGAAGCUUUGCAGAUUUCCCUGUAUCAUGUUGUUGUAGAGUGAAGUAGAAGUACAUCAUGAAAUAUGAUUGCAACCCAGAGAUCAGAAUUAUUAAUAUCAAGUUAUGCUUCCUAGAAAGGAGCCCGGCUUAACUGAUCACCAGAACCUUUAAAUAACUCUGCCAGGGACGCAAUCUGUUCCUGGAACAAGGUUCCCACUUGAUGACUGACUCUGCAUUUGUAGACGGCCGGGGAUUUCUUUCUCUUCCUGUCUCUCCUCCUGUCUUCAUUUCCUCACACUCCUUGUACAUCUUGACCUUGUCUUGUUCUGUGGAGCUGCAGCCUGUGGUGAAAGGAAGCAUAAGACACUUGAUAAAAAUGAAUGAUUUUAUUGGUGGAUAAGGCUAAGCUGGUGCGCAGAAGGGCCUGUUUUAUCCGGGCUUUGCGUGCGAUGUGUAGUAUUAGCUACAGGACAGAUUUCCCCGCUGGACCGGCAGAUGCCCCCCACCCCACCCCCUAGAGCGCUGUGGAAACACCAUGUGUCACUGAAUCUGAGCUGGGAUAAGACGUCUGUCACACUGAGCUCUGAAUGGGAUCCGAAUCACUCUGGUGCACCAUACUUUAAAGACAUGACGGACUAUCCUCAUCAUCCGUCCUCUUAGGUUUUUUUCCGUGAAACACUGAUCCGAUUGGUCUGACGUGAAGAUUGAAUUUACAACAUGUAGAUCACAUGUAGAGUCCGUUCAUUCAGCCCGUCCACUCGCUUGUUUUGAGACUGAUGUGGGGACAGAUGUUGGUAUGUGAUACAGGCUGUUACCGUUUCAGUGUGAAUGAACUGGUCAGUAAUUACUCCAUGUGAUCUGCAGUCUGCAUUAGAGUAAAUACUUCCUCAUUAGACUUGGCUCUGGCCUGAUGAUGGAGAUGUUAUGUAAGACAUCCACAUAAAUUAAUAAUUUUCAGGCCUUUCACAGAGUCUGCUUCAUGGUAGUCGAGUUUGCAAAGUCGUUUGUUCCACUGCGCUGGUGUUUCAUUUAAAAUCAUCAUUAUAAUGAUCUUCCUUUAUUGCACAUGUGAGUUUAAACACUGACAUAGUGAUGGAUGGAAAUAUCAAUAGCAGCGUAAAACUGCAGAGAUCUACACUACCGAACCCACAACGUCCCUUUAAUGCUUUUAUUGAUGUUCUGUUUGUUGGUUUACAUAAUAUUCUGGUUCCCUCUUGCUGGAUGUUGGAGGAAAAUGUUAAUAUUGUUCAUCUCGUGUUUAACAUAAUUUCUCUGUUUUAUUACAGACUGCGCUGAGAAGACGAGGGAGCAGGGAAACAUUCAAAGACAAGAAGUCCACGAGUCAGGUGAGAAAAAAAACUUUUUCUAAUUAUUCCCUUUUUUCUGAGCUGAAAAACAUGCAAUCAUUAUUGUUUUUUUUUUAUUUUUUACUUUGUAAAGGCAUCAAACAAUAAGGGCCUGUUUCCACUAUGAGCAUUUUUUGUGCUUGCAAUGUCUUAACCCUUAAUUUCAGGAGACUUCUGAAAUUAGCCCAAUACUGAUCUAAUUAUAACACCAAAUUUAAAUAUCACAGUUAGUUUCACUCUUUAAUACUCCCCUUUAAUGUUAGUUAGCAGUGCGAUUAGGGCCUGUUUACACUAUGAGCAUUUUUGUGCUUGUAAUGUGUUUACCCUUAAUUUCAGUGAACUUCUGAAAUUAGCCUGGUUUAUCCUAACCUUAUUAUGACACUAAAUGUAAAUAUUACAGUUAGUGUCACUCUGUAAUACUCCCUUUUAAUGCUAGUUAGCAGUGCUUUUAGGGCCUGUUUCCACUAUGAGCAUUUUUUUGUAACAUAUUGCAACAUCUUCACUCUCAGUUUCAGAGUACUUCUUACUUGCACCUAAACCUGGUUGAUACAUGUGUGUUGGGGUAGUAUCUGCAAUACUAACCCUCAUCACUAGUUGGCAGUACAGUCACAGUUUCGUCUUGUUUUUGCGCAGGGAACCAUGGCAACUGAAUGUAAAUACAGUCAGUACAUUUACAUGCAUACUUUCGUCUUGCUGUGUUUAUAGCUGAAGUAGGCAAGUGAUGACUGUGAGAAGUUGGAUUUUAUGCAAUUGCAGUCAGACUGAUGUGUUUACAUGUAUUUUAAGAGAACAGUUUCAGUUGGACCAACUUGAUAAAUAGAUUUGUAAACAUAUUGAUUGAAAAUGAAGCAGAUCAUACCACAAUUGAGAAACAACCCCAAACUGGGGACAUUUUGGGGCAUAAGAUCCUGAGAAACAUUGAAGAGUGUUGGUUUUGAGUAAAAAUAAGGCUCUACAAGUGAUAAAAUGCUGUCAGUGGACACAGGCCCUUAUUUUUUCUGAUGCCAAGCAAAAACUAUGAAAUACUCAUCAACGAGCCACACCAUUAAACAAGGUUUUCUCACUCCUAUCAUUCUGCCAGGAGGACAGUGCAGACCUCAGGUGCCAGCUCCAGUUUUUGAAAGAGGAGUCCAGCCUGAUGAGAAAAAAGAUGGCGAAGCUGGGCCGUGAGAAGGAUGAAGUGGAGCAGGAGCUUCAAAAGUACAAGUCUGUGUAUGGGGAUGUGGAUAGUCCUCUUCCCCUGGCUGAGUGUGCCGGUGGAGGUCCUCACACCACACGUGAAGCUGAGCUGCGGUUACGGCUCAAACUGGUGGAAGAAGAGGCCAACAUCCUGGGCAGGAAGAUUGUGGAGCUGGAGGUGGAGAACCGCAGCCUGCGAGCAGAGAACGAGGACAUCCGCUGUCAGUACGAAAGAGACUGCUUCGGGAGGGAACCCUUCUCCAGCAUGCCCUCUUCGCCGUAUGGAGGUGACGCGCUAGAGUCGGCAAGUGAGCUUCGUCGUCAUCUUCAGUUUGUGGAGGAGGAGGCCGAGCUGCUGCGGCGCUCCAUCUCAGAGAUCGAGGACCACAACAGGCAGCUGACAUCUGAACUUAAUCGCUUCAAGUUCGGCCCCAGCAGCUCCGGGCCUGUUGGAGAGGAGGGGAGCGAGGGGGGAUUAUUCAAACCUGGGGGGAACGGUAACGGCUCCAGCAGCGGGAUGAUGAUGGAGGAGCUCAAAUCGGCCAGGCUGCAGAUCAACGAGCUGAGCGGGAAGGUGAUGAAGCUGCAGUACGAGAACAGAGUCCUCAUGUCUAAUGUGCAGCGCUGUGAUCUGGCCGCUCACCUGGGCCUGCGGACAGGAAGUCCUCGAGACAGUGACGCAGACAGCGAUGCAGGCAGGAGAGAAGCCGCUGAUGAAGAGGAAGCAGGGCGGCUUCUUCUUCUCCAGCCAAAGAGGGAGGGCCCAAUCGGGGGUGAGAGUGACUCUGAAGACCUGUUUGAGAAAACAACAACCACCUCAGGGUUCGGGAGCAUGAAACCGUCAGACGGCAGCGAGCUCAGCGCCACCGAGCUGGCCAACCGCAGGAGAGAGGAGCGGGAGUCCUUCACCAAUGUGAAACGUGAGGCGGAAAGGCUGGGGAAGACAGUGGACCGUCUGAUCACGGACACGGACAGUCUGAUCUUCGAGGGCAGGCUGCUGGUGACGACAGGCGAGAGUCUGGAGGGAGGGGCGGCAUCCGGAAGCAAACCGGACACCCAAGUCCUUGACACCAUCAACACUCGCAUGAAGGCUUUCCGCACCGAGCUGCACAUCUUCAUGGAGAAGCUGGACCACGUAGGAGAAGGGCUGAGAGAAAGGACAGACGAUCUGUCGCCAAUGCCAAACCUCACAGAGUCCAGCAGCUUCCUGUCCACGGUCACCUCCAUGUCCCGGGACUCUCCCAUCGGCACCUUUGGAAGAGACCUGGUGACUGACUUCCAGGUAGGUUCAAUGAAUCAACUCCUUGUUAAGUUUUCUACUCUUCCUAAAGAGGCGUUGGUGCAUUUCUACAUUCCCUCUUUGUAGCUGCUUUGUUCUUUUGCAAAAAGGUGAAAUUUCACUAACAAGGGCGAAGACCCGUCGGACGUGACGGGUCGAUACUUGAGAAUUUCUUCCAGCUUUUGUAAACAAGUCCAGCACAAGACCAUUUUAAAGCAUUCAAACUCAAGAGCAGAUCACCUAGAACAGAUCAGUUUAAGAUGAAAUCACAUUCGAAAGCUUCAGCAGUCGACAAAUUAGUUUACAAAGUUAUGUUAAGCAGAACAAAAUGAUGAAAACCCUCUGGUGUGCUUAAGUUGAUUUGAAUGGCCCUAGGUGUGCAGUCAUUAGUCGAACGUUAGAAGCCAAAAUAAACUAAAUGAGAUCCUAAAGUCAGCUCUGCGUGCUCAAACUCUGCUCUAAUUAAAGACAGAGGCAGAUUUGUACACCUUGAGCUGAACACAUGCCGUCCACAUCCUUUUCUGUCGAUGGGAAUCCAAUUAAGCUUUAAGGAUAGGUUCGGAUUUUUUCAAGUCCCUCUUUAUUCAAUAUUCACACACCCGUUUGUACUCACUGUGAUUUAUGGGUCACCGUAAUCUCUUCUCCUCUCCAUAAUGACAGCUUUGUGACUCUGCUGUAAGAAAUAAAGAGGAAAUUUACUUUGUGGUUGAUGCAGCCAGCAUUUUUUGACAAAGAAGGAGAACGCCUGAAUAAUAGACGAUCGCUCUUGUGUUAAUUUUACGCCUUGUUCUGUCGUAUAUUGGUCAUUAAAAGUCUGGCAAUGAAGUAAGAGGUCAGCGGUAAAUCAAAGCAGGGCUCUUCUGAGUUAAUUUGAGGGUUUUGUUGUGUGAAGUUUGCCAAAUUAAAUGGGAAUCUUUAGAGUCAUCAUAGAAAAAUCUCCCCUUUGUGUUCUCCUGUAAACUGUGUCUGUGCUCCACUGUCCAAAAGUCACAGAUGAACUUUCUGAAUUGGUGUUUUAUUCAUGUCAAAGUGGUUGUUUUGAUCAAGAAGGAACCACAAUUAAACACAAGUGUGGAUUCACAUCGCUAUCUCGUUUGAUGGGUUGCCAUGGUAGCCCAUUGGCAAUCAAGGGCUGCAAGGACAUGAAGCAAACUCUGCUUUAUGCUCUUUCAAGAGAUGCUGUCUGGAAAAGAAGAAGCACACACAUUGCAGGAAGAUGUUUAUCUGAGGGAAAUUCAACCGGUCAUUUUCAAUCUAGAUGACAUUUUUUGUGACUUUUUUAAUCUUCUCAUGCAAAGAAGAAUAACCCAGCCGUUAUGCAGAAAGGUACUUGAUGAUUUUCUUAGUGUGGACUGAUAAUCGGUUAAAUGGUUUGUGUCAUUCUGAUGUAUUUUCUCAUCCUUAGCAAUACUGAUAUCAAAAAUAGGGAUUUUCUCUUGUACUGAGCUUACAAAAAUACAUACAUGUGACUUUUUAAGCUUGCUUUGAAUGACAUAUCGCUGACUCUGUGCUCUUGUUUGUUAUUGACAAGUGAUUAAUCCCCUUAAACCAGCAGAUUUUUAGAGACCCGUUACAAUAGUACUAUACUAACAGUGCAUGACAAUACAAUACCAUACGAUAGGAUAGAAAACACUAGAGACUGUAUUAAAUCUGUAAGAAUGAAAGCAUACUGCACCAUAGGAUAGGAAACAAAGGGGUGGGUUAGGAAAGGAAAGCACACAAUAGAAUAUAAUUAUUAAAUAUUAUGAUAUCAUACAAAUUGAUUUAUUACAGAAACCAGAUAUGCUGGACACAAACCAGAUAUGCUAGACGAUACAGUAUAAUAGGAUGUGGUACAAUAUGACAUUGUAGAAUAAAUGUUCUUGUCCUCUUAGAUAACCUUUUCUCUGACCUGAUUGUAAAAUACAUUUAGCUGCGUCCACAGAAGUUUAACUAUUCAAUCCUUGGAUUCACAGGAAUCCUACACAAAUUAUAUUGUUAAUUAAAAUUAAUACAAGAUGACACUAUGUGAUACAAAAUGAUCUAAUACAACAUGAGAAGAUAUAAGAUGUCUUAGAUUUCUUUAGGUGAUAAUAUGAUAAAACUAGAUUUUGUGUAUGAUAUAAUUUUAAAACAGUACAAGUUGAUUUUGUACUAUAAGGUACAGAGGAUUUUAUUAACCCCUAUAGGUAAAAUUGAUUUUAUUAACCCCUUUACUAUAAGGGUUAAUAAAAUCAAUUUUACCUGUAGGGCCUAUAAGUAAUAUUGUCUCGAAGUAGAUUGUUAAAAACUUUAAGCUGUCUUCAAAUAAGUUUGGAUAAAUUUGGAUGUUUAAUCCCUGCAGUUAGUCAUCAACUACAGAUGAUAAUUAAAAAACAGGUAAUGCUUGAGGAGCUGCUACAAUAACAUAGCAUGCUAUACAUGAUGAUACACUACAAUACAUUGUGACAUGGUACAAUAUGUUCAGAUACAAUACCAUACGAUACAAUAAAAUACAAUACAAUAGAACAAACUAUGAUACUGUACCAAAUGAUACGAUACAAUACAAUAUGAUACAAUACGAUAAAAUAUACGAUACAAUGUGUUCAGAUACAAUACCAUAUGAUACAGUAAAAUACAAUACAAUAGACUAUGAUACAACACCAAACGAGACGAUACAAUACAAUAUGAUACGAUUUAAUACAAUAUGAUACAAUACAAUACAAUAUGGUACGAUAAAAUACAAUAUGAUACGAUACAAUAGGAUACGAUACAAUACGUACAAUACACAAGACACAAUAUGUUAUGUAUCACUACAUAACAGGACAUGACACAAAUCUGAUAUGAUAAGUCCACAUUUUUUUAAACUUUAUAUCACAUUACAGGAAAGAAAGUCUUGAGCUGCACACAUUAAGAUACCUCAACAAGAAAUAUUAACACAUUUUAAUAAUAUUUAAUCUCCACAAUUAUGUGCAUCUCUGUUGUUCUCUGAUCUUGGUUUUUAAGCUGAGUGAUGGGUAUGUGUAUUCAUAUCACUCCAACCUUAGGCUUUCAUUUUUGUGUAUAAGUGCUUCUGCGAUACUGUUUCCUUUACUGUGAAGCAGGAACUGAAUUGAAAGAACAGGAUCCCUGACCAGAGCUUAGACACUGAUUAUUAGACUUGAAAAAAUCCGAACCGAUCAUUUAAAGCUUUAGAUUUUGAGAGGCAAACGUUUGCCAGUGACACGAGCAACCCAGCUCUACCAACAACACCCCAUCCCCGAUCCAUCUCCACCACCAUUGCUUCUGCUGCAGCCGCAUAAACAUCUGCAUCUCCAUGCACAUCCUCAUAGCCAGCAGCCCUGCCUGCCUCCUUUUCCCUGCACUCACUGUCUGCAGCCACCGCCCUGCUUCCAGUCAGCCAGGGCCAAGAGAGGGUGCUUAGACGGGUGCUUGGUGUGAAUGGAGUAAGUACCAAAGAAGUUGUGGCAGCUUCUUCCAUUUGGCUCUAUUCAAAGCUUUCCCUGACACAGUGAACUCUUGCAUGAUGAAGUUCAGUGAAUACUUUCCUCUCCGUAGCUUUGCUACACCACGCUAUCAUUGGUAUGACUCAUAAUGACCCAUAAAUGGUGUAGCUAUUAUGUUUGCACAACAUAUCAUCGCACACACACAGACGCAGACACACAUGGGAUUGGUACUCUAGUGUUGCCAAGGAGAUGAACUAUAAAAAUGUGUGUGCACUGUCAAAAAUAACCUCUGUUGGAUAAAAAAGAAGAGUAUAAACCAGAGUUGCAUGGCGCUGUGUGGAAGAACCUCGCUGGCUGGCUUCCUGCUUUUUGUUCUUGUUUUAUUGCAGCUCAGUCAACAUGUCAACAUCCUGUGUAUUCUCCCAAAGCAGGUUCAUUAUCUGUGCUCUGCAUGAUCCAGCAGACAUCAUGGUUGUCUUCUCCAAUCAGCCGGACUGUCAAACUGAAUAGAACAAACCGCUGCUCAAACAUCUCCCCCUUAAUCUGCUUUGUAGAGAUAAUAGACUGAAGCUACCUCCAUGUUCAUUCCUUUCAGUCCAGUGACUUGUUUCUGCUCCAGUCUGCCGCUUGAAGAGCUUGCUGCUUAGUCUGGGGGAUGCUGGGUGGUUUUAGAGAGAGAACUAACAACUCUAACCUGAUCAAAAAAGCACUUUUGCUCCUUUAGAGGAUGCCUAAGGUGGUCAAACUUGGACAAACACUUAACGUAUCAGUAGCCCCAGUUUCAAGAAAAAAAGAAAAACAUAGUUUGAAGGUUUGCAAAAGAUUUCAGCUCUUUAUUUAACUGAAAAUGGUGCAAAGAAAACACAUCCAAUGCUCAAACUGAAAUAUUCAGAUUUUUCUUGUUUUGGAUUUGAUUUUAGAAAUGUGAGGAUGAGAGCAUGUUUACUUCUGUGUUGCUUCACGUCUCCUUUUAACAACCCUCUGUAAAAGUUUUGGGAGCGAGGAGGAGACCUGUUUCCGGAGUUUUGAAAAUGAGACCCAUUUUUCCCUGAUAUAGAAUUUCUGCUGCUGCCAUAUUUUUGGUUUCAUAAUGCGCCCAAUGUUUCCAUCGGGGGAAAGUCAGGACUGCAAGCUGGCCACUUCAUCACCCAGACUGCUGUGAUACAGAGCCACGCUGUGCAAUAUAUGUGCAGAAUAUGGAUCGGUGUUGAUCUUGCUGAAAUAUGAAGGUCUUCUCUGAAAGGACUUGGUCUGGAUGGCAGCAUAUGUUGCAUGUAAAUUUUGCUCAGCAAUAAUGGAGCCUUCCUGGGUGUGCAAGCAACCCAUGCCGUGAGCACUUCUGCAUUCAUAUAUUAUCAUAGAGGCAGACUUUUGAAGCAAUGAAGACAGCAUCCAAGAUCUCCAAAAAGAAAUGUAGAGACUCAGACCACAACAGUUUUCCUCCGGUCAUCUGGAAUGUGCCAAAGUUAACGACAUGUUUGGUUUCUUCUUUGCAUGUUACAGUUCAGAUAAAUUGUGCGCAGAGAAAAUUGAUUUUUUAAGUGGAUGUGGUGAUUUCCAGUACUUUUCAGUUUUGCCUCUUUUUUGCAGAAUUUCUUUUUACAUCAUUUUUUGCUGUAGUUGAUAGAAUAUCCACAUUUUGUAUUCCCAUCUUAACUUAUUGUAAAUUUACUGUAGGCAUCAAAUAUUGAAUGAAUAAUUAUUCUUCACAACAUAUUCAAAAUGUUUAUUUUUGAACAUUUUAAGUGUCGUCUUUGCACUAUUUUCGGUAAUACAUAAAAUGUUUGAAUGAGUUGCAAACCAUCAAAUUUUGUUUUGAUCAAAAAUUUUCCAACUUUUUUGGAAUUGUGGUUUUAUUAUUAAACAAUUUAAAAAUGGGUAUUCACCAUAGCUUACAAUGAUGAUUCAAAUUCAGUUUAUUCAUUAAACUAUUUAUUAUUUAUUAUUAUAAAAUCUUGUCAAUGUAUUAUGUCGAUCUGAUAAAUAUUUCAUUUUCAAUUUAUUAUUUUUUUAAAUAACUUCUUAAUAGCUCGUAAUCAUGACACUAACUCAAAUUUCUGUCACUUUUAUUAGAAAUUGGUGUAUAAAUGUAGAUAUAAAAGACAUUAUUUUUGCAUAAACAGAAGCAGUAAAUCCUAAAAUAAGUAAAUAUGUUCAAGAAAUAAGUUAAAGGUCAAGUGACGGAUUUAUUAAGUGCUGAAUUCGCUGUCAUAUCAUCUCUUAUCACAUUAAAAUGACACGCACAGAAUAAAAAACAGGAGGAUCUUGAAAACUAGAAUAAUGAAAAUUAGUUCUAGAAGUUGUUUUAACGUUUUCUUUGAGUGAGGACUUUUUCACAUUUUAAAAACGAGGCAAACAAUAAGUGCUCAUUAUGUCACGAAUGUGUCAGAUUCACUUUAUUUUAACUGUUGUAUAAAUAGAAAUGCAACAGUGCAGUUGUAUUCUUACAGAAAUGUAUUGGACGACUUUAGUCAGAGGUAUAUAUCCGCACACUCAAGUCAUGCAAAAUAGAAAAAGGUCUUUUCUAGUGUUUAUUUAAAGUAACUUGAAUAAACUGCAGCUGUUGUUUGAAGACGAUAAUGGUAUAAUGAGCAGAAGACGCUCCAAUCCUAAAGGUGUAGAAGUCUUCCCUCUGUUUCUGUAGGUGUGUUUUUUGGCACAUUAGAAUAACCUUUCCGCAACUGGCAAAGAGAAACCUGACUUGUGUGAACACGAGGGCACGGCUACAUCACAGGGGGAAACUAGCAGUGUUUUAAAAAUGCUGUAAUGUGUGAAACAACAACAACAACAACAGCGGUGUGCAUCGUACAGCCUUCGCUAACUGCUCCUCCUCCAACACUCAGGGCUGUGCACAGGCAUGUGUUUUAAACCUUUAGCGUGCUAGCUCUCGCUCUGCAGUUUGCCGUGGUAUCUCUCAGCUGUUGGUUUGGACUCAUGUAUCCCUCAUUGCAUGCGCUUCAUAACAAGUGUUUUGCAUUCUUUUCCCCCCCGACUCCCUCUCUUUGUUCCUCUUUGUGUUCCCGCCAGAUGUUUCAGCCCAUGAUUUUGUUCAUCCUCAUUCUCGUUCUCUUCUCAUCUCUCUCAUACGCCGUCACCUUUAAGUUGGUCUUUCUCUUUGCGCUUUUCUUCGUACUCUAGUCCGUUUGUUCUUCUCCUCACCGUGUAGUCUGUUAGUUAAUUUUCCCCCCUCUGCUUAUAUUCUUUACCCAUUUUCUGUUUUUUUCGUUUGUUUCCCCGCCCGCUUUCUUCCCUCAUCCCCUCACCCCGUUUGUUGUCUUCUGUCUGUUUUGUCCACGAUCCACCUCACACAUCUCCUCCUCCCCUCGACACCACCACCACCACCACCACUACCUGCACCCCUGUAUCCCGCACCUGUCGCCCCACUCCCCCUUCAACCCUCACAUCCACCUCCCCUUUCCCCUUCCCCUUUCCCACCCCACGUCACUCACAGUCCGGUCAGAGGGAUGAGCUGGAGUGGCGUCUAGGACAGGAGCGAGGCGUGGAUCCCCAGAGCCAGAGCCAGGGUGGGGGCCAGGCCCAGAGCAGGGGAGCCCCGGGACUCACUAGGUACCACAGGCCCCUGGCUUUAAGAGCAGAGGUCAGUGCCUCCUCCCUCCCUCCUCCAUCUCCCUUCAACCUGUGGGACUGAGUUGACACUGGCUCAACCACCAGCCCCGUACGCGGGCCUUCUGUCGAUCUGGACUCGACUUUCUAAUCCUUUAAAUUGAUUGAAAGACUAAUCUGGGUCAUGUCUUUUACGUAAAGCGGCUAGUCCAUUUUUUUCUCAUUGUUAGCUGCUGUGAGCUCUGCGGACGCUUCAAAACCACCCAAAGCAUGUCUCAAUACUGCACGGUUCUUCCUCUAGAGUCAACAUAUGAUUGGAUAUUCAUGCUUCUGCAAAAAGUGCAAUCUGAAACGUGACUGAUGAGGGUCAUUGUUAGGAAAUAAACAUGUUUUGGGUGUGUCUCUGGUUUGUUUUUGGAGCGUCUGUCAGCAGCAGCAGCAGCAGCAUACAAUGACAAAAAGCACAGAGACUUUUCCUCAGGAUGAUUUAGGAUGAUGAGUUAAACUCCACAGUUUAAAUGCUAAAGACUAAGUUUAGUAAAGUCAGCGUAUCUGUAUCUACUCACUUCUGUAAACCAUGGGUAAACCAGUCUCCUCAUAAGUAGACGAUUGAUUUUAAAUCAUAUGGGAUCCAAAUUUCUAAACUUGUUUCCGUGCCACUCAGUCCAGCAUGUCUAGUGACACUCCAGCCACGGUCAUUUUUUGAUGCUCGACACGAUUUCACUUCAUUCACUCACUCUACUUUCACACUGAAUAUCUCACUCCUACAGCCACUGAUCUUUAUUUCUUUUUUUGUUGUUUUUUUUUUCAACAUUUGUUUUUGCUUUUAAAGUUCUUGCCAUGCACCCCCGGACAUUUUUGUGAUUGAUUUCCUCCUUUUGAAGAAGUAGAAAGUAGAUCAUAAACCCUUAAGAAGAGUUUUGAAAGUUUAUCUCUUUUAUUGCAUCAUACCUCUUUGAAUUUAUGAAUCUGCUAGUCGUCGGGUUGUUGCCCUGUAAAUCUCUGUGAUGGAGCGGCCAUGCACAGCUGCAGAGUAUCGACUCGUUGGGCGCAUGUACGCACUGAGUGUAUCACGGCUGAGUCUGCACACAGUGCACUCUGCAGCGAUGCCCUCUGGCUCCGGUUCAUCACUGCCGGCUGCACUGUCAUGACUCGGCUCAGCAAGUUAAAUGCAUGUGAGAGUGCAGCUUACGCAAAAGUGAGUGUCACAAUACACUUUGAACGCCCCCUGACACACACUCACACACACACACACACACACACACACACUGAGGGAAUCAAAGAGCGCAAUCAAAGAGGCAAGUGGUAACAUUACGGCACAAGCCCAGAUCUGUUAAAUCCUGCAAUGACUCGGCGGUAUAAUGGCAGGACACUGAUUCAUAAUCGCUGCCUCAUGCUUGUGUUCGUAGAGAGGUUGUUAUGUAAUGCAAAGCACUGGCAGCACUGAUGUGACACAUUACUAUUACAGUUACAGUUAUGGCACAUUCAUGUGGAUCUCUUUGUGUCCCCGCGCUCUCUGCUGCAGCCGCAGUCUAAUCUGAGAGAGGGAAUGAAUGAAUGGGGAAAGCAGCUUGGAUAUGGCAGGAUUAGCGCUGCACUGAAGGCCUGGGUGAUUUGCAUUUGACAUUGGGCUGACAGGGAGGUGAUCCAGGGUCCGGUACACACUGAACAGCUCAACUUACUGUUGGAGUGUGCAUCCUGCACAGCGGAUAGAGGACAGAAAUCGCCUUAAAAACUGCUGCAAUUUCAAAAUUGUCAGAAUCUGCACCGCGAGUUCUUUCACGCGGACGGAGAGAGACGUGUGCAGCAGGCGAGUCUGAGGAGAAUCAUUACAUUCAGAACCAUGAACAUUAGCAUCCCAUCUCCCUUUGAGCAUUUUUCCACCUAAAAUAAGUCAGAGUCACAUGAAUUCAGUUCCUAAUGCACUAUUUAGCAUGUACAGUUUGUAAGUCAGAUACUUUUAGUCAUGAUAGUUUUAUGAUGGAAACUACAGUUUAGAUCAAACUUAGAUUUUUGAAUGAACUCAGUGAGCUCAUCGGAUGUUUUUGUUAAUGACGUGUAGCUCCAAAAAAAGAAAACAGUCACUCUCCCAGGCUGUUUCCAAAAUCACUAACUUCCCACGCUCUACCUCAAACUACUGAGUUCUAUGUCGUGGGCUGUAGUGAGCUGAAAAAUGAGCACAAUCUUAAAAAAAACACCUUUAAGACACGGUUUGCCAUCUUACUGUAUAUCAAAUGUAUAAUAACUAAUCUACAAUGAUGUUAGGACACUGUUUUAAUGUUGAUAGAAACAGAUUUUGACUAUUUGAAUUUUGUGCAAAUAAUGUGACUGAAAAAUUGAAAAACUAAAAAAUGGGAUUAGUGGCACCAGAAAAAAAGAAUUAAAGUAAAUUUCUUUUUAUCUCUGACUAUCUUCAUCUUUCCUCAAAAUUUUGACAUGACUCUGUGCUCCUUUAAAUUAUCAUAACUCCCUGAGAAGUUGCAGAAUAAGUUAUUUUGGGUUUCUAUUUGUGUGAAAAUUGAUUCAUUUUGAAGAUUUUGAGUGAAUUUUUGGUGUUCUGUGAGAACAGAAGAGAGCAAACACAUCAAGAGGAAUCAUCUCAUACAUAAAUCCCUGUUAUUUUCUCUGACAGCUGAAAACAACUCGAGAGAGAGGGACAAACAGAAUGAUAGUGAGCUUUCAAUAUGUGAUGAAAUGCUUUCAAAGUGCUGGUGUAAAGUGACUGUGCACUGUGCUGUUGUGGGUUCAGCUCCGGGACACGCCUGCUGCUGACAUCCAGUUUCGUCUGGAUCAUGAACGAAGGCUACGAGCGGGGACAGAGGAGCGGGAGGCUGUCGUCUCUCUGCCUCAGGUACAAACACACAGUCAGUCACGCCAUGACUCAAAUAUUUUGAACACGAGCAGUAGGACACGGAGAGCGCUCUGCUGAAGUCUGGACAGGGUUUUAAUAAACUUCCAGAGGAGAGUUUGAGAUGUUUUAUGGUUUUUAUGAAGCAGAUUUGAUUCAAAACCUUCCAGACUUAAAAAAUUCAAAUCUAUUUUAGACCCUAAAUGAGACAGUGGUCAUAUUAUAAAGAUUAAAUCACACCUAGGCUUGAAAAAUAAUCCAAAUAAGGUCAUUGUAGUGCAAGAAAAUAGUGUUUUAAACUGCCUGAAAUUAAAUCAGAUGCUUCAGGAUGACCAACAAAGAUUUUUUAAUCAAGAAAAAAAACUAUUCAAGGACAUAAUCAGCAAAAGUUACUGAUCAUAUCGGACACAAACGGACAAAAAGUGCCCUACAGCAGCAGAGGCUCUUCUGCAUUUUAAGUAUAAAUGAACAUAAAUCAGCAUUAAAAUUAGAUCAUUAAGAGCAAAAAAAGCACAAAAAAGUGUUUAUUGCUUGUUUUGUAAUUGCAAACAAGCUCUUAUUUUCCAAUUGUACAAAGAUUGAGCUAAUUCACUGAUGAUUAAUGGUUAAAAAAAAAGGAAAUUUGUGUAUCUAAUCUUCUUUUUGCAAAUAUAAUGUGUUUUUUGGACCAAUUUAUGGAGAAAGUUUUUAAAAAGUUGUGAAUUUGUAAAAAAAUUAAGAUAAAUUUGUUCAUCUACAGUAACUAUUUCUCAGUUUGGGACUUAUUACUUGCCAACUAUAAUAUUCUGAUCAGAUAUUUGGAGUCAGAAUUUUUCAUUGUCUUUGCACUCCAUCUGUCUUCUCGCUGAUUCGCUCCUGCAGCAGGAUGAUGAGCGUUUGCGUCAGGAGGCCCAGCGCGGUGGUCUGGAGCUGCAGGGGCUUCAGAGCCACGAUGUUCCCUGGACUCAGGAGAGAGCCAUGCUGCAGCAAGAGGUCCGCCUCUUCAGACGCAACACCAUCAUCUUCUACAUGAAGCUCAGGUCCAUCCUUAUGCACUGGAGGCUGGAGCGCAGGGACGAGUCCAUGGAGGAGGCGGGGCAACCGGAGGUGAGGGCGACAGUACACAUGACAUGGCAUGAGUGGUGCACAUAGAAGUGAGUCAAGCUAAGUUCCUGCCAGUUAUUGAGGGACCCUGUCUGCUAUCCAGCGUCUUUAUUUCGUGCUCAGUGCUCCACAUUUUCUUUUCCCCCUCUAUGACUCCUUAUUGAUCAAGUUAAAAAGUAGGAUUUUAAUGUUUUCUGAUUUUAUUUUAUUAAACAUACUCAUGGGAGCCCCUCUCAGACACAGCUCUCCUUUCAGCUUCUCCUUUCUAUACAAAAAGUCCCUCGUCGUCUUCACAGUAAUACCCAUAGUUUUCCUAAAUCUCAAGUCGGACAUUGUUUAUGCAGAUCAUCUGUGUUUCAAAUGAAUCUCUUAUUCAUACAGCGCCUCAUAGCGAAUAGUAAAUUGGCCCUGCAGAUGGUGCAGCGGAGAGGAGCCCAGGUGGAUUUUACCGAAUGUUUAUCACACGCCCUUGACUUGACACAGAGUCCAAACAGAAUAUUUUCUCAUUUUCUCGAGUCAAUUUAUCUCCAAAGCCCUUUAUUACGGUGGCAGUUUAGCUCUGUGGCGCUCACAUGGUGAAUAAGUAGAAAAAAUUUGGCCUCUUGAUUUAAUAAAUCAGAUGGAGGAACGCAGUGGCAGAGUUUUGUAUCGUACUUUUGUAUCGUACAGAUUUGAUGCUUUAUCCUAAUUACAAAGAGCAUAAAACAUGACUUUCAAUUUAAACGCAGAAUAUAUUUAGUAAGUCAAGUAAUACAAUACUCUUUCAUUCUCAGCGUGAUAAAACAUAAUUGUUUGUGUUCUCUGUUUUUGGAGUGAGCCGCUCAUUAAAUCUAGUAAAUCUUUGGCUUUGUCUCUCCUGCUGUAGAGAUCAAAGAUAUAUUGGCUGUUUUCCCAGGAGGACUGUCUCACAAAUCUAUACUCCAGAGCGCACGUCUUAUCUUUCUCGCAGAGAGGGCAGCACACUGCACUUCUGUACAAGUCACAGUUAUAUCUCUUAAAGCUCUCACCUGCUGUGUGACUCACAAUGAUUUGUGAUAAAACCUCAGCUUGCAGACAGGAUCAUUAUACACGUUAUAGUAAAAACAGUUAACUUAAAGCUCCGGUGGGGAGUUUUUUAAUGUCACUGAAAUUCAUAUUGAAGCCUUUUUAUGAUAUUUGAAAGCAAAUAAGAUGAUCAGCUACAAGAUUAAAAAUUCCUAUAUUUUCAUUUUUUAUGUCUAAAACUGGUCAGAGGGGGUAGACGUCAGCCGAGCAGCUAAAGAAACAGCUUGUUUUUGCUAAUUCCACAUUGAAUAUUCACAACAAAUCGUACGUUUAACUGUCAAAAGUUAGCAAGAUGAGAUUUUCAUCAUAACAUUAUAUAAAUGUCAACAUUAGCAAAGACUUUUUUGUCCAGAGGGGGCACCAAAUUCAACACAAACUGAAACUUUCUCACUGGAGCUUUAAUCUAAUCAUUUUACAAACUUUUCUCAUUCUUCCUCUCUCUGCAGAAUUUUACCUUAUGUCAGAUAAUCAAGUCAAGUUUAUUUUAGAAAGUAAUAGCAAAACAAAAUGCUGCACAGCACUGAAACUAGCAAUACAUAAGAAGCAAAGUAAUUACAAGAAACAAGAGACAAAAACAGUCCACCCAAUACAGGAAACAAAGAAGGCUGCUCUGCGGGUGUAGGGCGUUGGUUUCAAAGCUCAUCACUCUAAGGCUUCUGAUUUGAUCAAGGGAUAGCAGAGCUAUCAUUCAUUGGAUGAUCUAAGGAGCAUCAAUAUGGCACUAAAGCUGGAGAGGUCAGUUAAGAGGGAGAGGGCCAGGCCAUUCAAGGAUUUAAACACUUAUAAUGCAGCCUUAAAACCAAUCCUUUAGCGAGUUAGGAGCCAUUAGAGAGAGUCUGGUGUGGUCCAAGUCUAAUCCGUAUUCUUGGAACUAGUCUGAAAACCUGGCUGCUGUGUUUUGGAUCAGCUUCAGGUGAGAAAGGAGCGACUGGCUGGUUCUAGUGUUCAGGGUGUUACAGUAAGAGAUGAGAGUAUAAGAAGAAUUCAUCAAAUCAUUGAGUGAGAGGAUGGUUUUAAUGUUAUCAUGGUCCCAAACUAAACAGGAUUUCUGUGCUGCUGUUACCUUAGAGUCAAAUGAAAAGAAGUGUCCAGAUGGGGCGGAUAGGCAACCUAAGUUGUUGGAGAUUUUGCAGCUAUUUAGUUUUAGAGAAUUAUGAGCCAUCCAGUUAUUUAUAUCCUCAUGGUAAUCUCAGAGAGAGGCGUGAUCAUGCGCCUGCGUUUUUGACCUAAAGGAAGAGUGUAGACUGAGAAAAGAAUGGGACCGAGAAUGGAGCCCUGCGGUACUCCACAGGUGUCUGCGGCAUCCUAAAACAGGAAACUAGUAAAGCAUUUUUGCAUUUCAAGUUCCUUCAUCUUCAUGUUUGAGGGUUUUAAACUGGAAUAUACUUCACACGAGUUUAGAAAUUUUCACACUUAAAGGGAUAUUCUGGUGUAAAAUUAAGUUAGGGUCAAAGACACCGUAACACCGAGUUAGACACCCCGUUGAGAGAUGAAUGUUGCCGACCACUUGCUUCUCUAGUUAUACCAACUUCAGUAACAACCGCAGGAUAGAAAUACACAGCGGUCUCAAGAGCCAUGAACAAACCUCAACCAAAACGCCACAAAUAAUGCUCAGAACAGCACCUAACUUCAUCAAAAGAACAUAUAGGGUCCUAGCCAUAGUACGAGCCACCAAACAUCUUUUUAACUUUGCCUGAUUUCUUUAGCAAAGAGACUAAACACAACUCACCUACUCUCUUCCAGCAGCUGCUUGUUUGUAGCAAGACCUCAGGCCAGUCCAUUACAGACUACAGCAGGGUGACACAGCUCAAGGAAGAACAUUUAUUGUUGGUAUAAUUAGAGAAGCAAUAUCGAAAGGUUGGUGUUAUAAAAAAUAGUAAAAAUGCUGAUUGGUGUAUCUCUACUAUGAGUGAGUAAAGAGGUGACUAUGACGAGUAAUGUAAAAGUGUUGAUAGCUGCACCCGCUAAAGGAAAACCAGAGGACUGAGGCUCAUUCUGUAUUUAUCUCUGCCUUGUACCAAAUGCAUGCUGGGAAAGGCUCAGCAACAUUGAGCCAGAAACAGAAUGUGUUAGUACUGAAAAAAAAAAAAACAACAACAAGUGCAUGAAUUAAAACACAGGCCCCUCAUGGCUCUGUCAUCUGUUCCAGUUUGAGAAGUUGGAGGGCAUCCCAGAGCUGGGAGUGAUAACGGAGCAGGCGGAGGGGGAGUCGGAUCGAGACGACAGACUGUGUUUACCUCAAACUCCAGGGGACGUCCGCGACACAGGGCCCUUCAUCCCUCUGCCGUCACCUGACCGGCACCUGCAGCACCAAAGACAGGUACUGACAUGUUUACCAAACAGCCAAAUAAUGCACAAAAAAACCCCUCUGCACGUACAAUCUGUUGCUGCUGCAAACUCUGCUCACGCUGCGAUGGUUAAAGCUUAAUUGCAACAGCAGAACAUCGUAUUUGGCAUUUCAGCUCAAGCCUCAUCGCUCCCUGCAGAAUAUUAAAGGUUGAGCACAGGGCUGGUGCAGACACGGAAAAUCUUGCAGCUUAAAGGUGCAUUGUGUAGUAGUUUGUGGCAUUUAGCAGAAAUGUGAUAUAACAAACCAAAUCUCUAAUAAUACAACUUCACUCAAACAAAUACACAUUUACUUGGGAACACACAAACUUGGGGGGACAGAGCCUUCUCCGUUGCCGCCCCCACCCUCUGGAAUUUACUCCCCAAAACCCAUCCGAGACUGUGCAGACCCCCACACUUUUAAAUCACUCUUAAAAACACACCUUUUUAAAUUGGCUUUUAACCUGUGAACUGUUCUGUAAUUGUUUUCUUAUAUCGUGUCUUUUUUAACCUUUUACAUCAUUGGUUUUUUCUGUGAUUUAAAUUGUUUUUUCAUUUUAUUUUCUUCUUUUUCUUUGCCAGGCGUCUUUGAGCACCUGUAAAAGUGCGUUAAAAAUAAGAUUUUUUAUUAUUAUUAUUGUUACUGAGCAGUUUGUGAAGUGCUCAGGACAUGUAUUUGUAGUAGCUUUUAUAAACUGGUGUAGUGACAGAGUUUGGACCUCAAACGGGCCGGUUAUUUUUGUUUUCCUUCAAUGUCAUUGUGUGCAAAUGAAUGUCUGGCAGCCGUUCUUUAGAGCCGCGCUGGCAUGGUACGCUGAUGAGAAUUUUGGCCUAGAUAACCACUUAGAGGUGGUAAUUAUUUUGAGUACACCCAGUUUUGGGUUCACUGUUCCAACAGUAACAUGGACACUAAGUUUGAUGCAGAGAGGAGGUUUUACUCUGACAUGGCGUGAGUUGUUGUCUCUACGUCCGUUCACCACCUCUACCUCUGUGAGGCCAAAGAAAGCAUUCGGGGUCGGAUGCAUUAUUAAGCAGCUGAAAGAGCUCCGCUUUGCCCUGUGUUUUUUAUUUCUCCUCUGCACCCUGAAAAAUAGCCGGUACAGUGAUCUCAUGUCGUCUUUUUACUCCGUGAGCAGUGUUCCAGUUUUAACAAGCUCGUCCUGUAUGACUAUAUUAAGCUUUAUGGAGGAGAGCAGAGAUGCAGACUUGCUUUAGUAAGCACUCCCGCACACAUGGCUACUACAGCAGAUGAUAUAUCCUCCAGCUGGGGGUGAGAUAAUAGUAUGUUAAUUUGGGGAAACGUCAGUUGGAGUUUUUAGCUCAGACUCGGACAUAAUUUAAGCAGUUUGGCAGCUUGAAUACGGAGAAAUCCUGAUUCAUCCCCUCGGGUGCUGCCCAAUGUCUGAUACCGUUUAAGAGCUUAAGUUUAUUUAAAUACUGUAAAUACUGUAAAUGAGAUGAUGCCUACUUGUAAGCUUUCAUCUCAUUAAGUGCAGGAAGCUCUUAUCAGUUCACUUAAAGGUACGUGACAACUAACGUAGCUCAUGAGUGUUUACUUCGUAUAACUGUUCUUAAAUCAGCUUCAGAUACCUGGAACAGAACCUUUAAUGAUAGCACAGUUGCAUCAGUGUUACACCUGAACUUUGACCUUUCUGCGCCACUGCCAAGACGAGGUGAUUGUCGUCCUGGAUGUCUGAGUCCUGCCCCUAAUAUUUUCAAAGGAUAGAUAACAACAAGUGUUAUCCCAAGACUCUUAAUUAGAAAAAGAUGGACUCUAUCUCCAAAAACCCCAUCUCCUAAGAUCUGACCCACUCCCAUCCCAUCUUGUGCAGCCUUUCAUGAGUUACAGUGGAGAGGAAAAACUUCCUUUAACAGGCAGAAAUCUCGAGCAAGACCAGACUCAUGUUUGACGGUCAUCUGCUGCUUCUGCUCUGGGUUUAGAGAGGGUAUAGAGGGAGACACAGAAAGAGAGGAAUGCUCAGAGACUCCCUGAAAAUCACUGAUCAGAGAUCCAGAUCCAGGCCAGAGGUUUACUGGUUCAUCAGCUGAUGGUAAUGUGCUGAGGCUGGGAGGCUGAGCUCUCCUGUUCAGGUGGAUUUUGCUCCUCAGGAGGCCAAUCAUCAAUCUCCUAUCUGAUCUUUGUUGAGUUUCAGAUGUCAGAUCAGGUAUUUGGAUAAAGCCUCAAGUGGACAUAUGACGAACUGCAGUUUUUAGCGCCGGGACAUGUCUAAGGUUAUGUUUGUCGGGGUGGCAGGAGCUCAGGAGGUACAGCGGUCGUCCAAUAACCGGAAGGUUGGCGAUUUGAUUCCCCCCUAUCCCUAGUCUGUCCGUUCUGUCCUUGGGCAAGACACUUAACCCACCUUGCUCCCAGUGUGCGUCCUCCACUGGUGUAUGAUUGUGAGUGUUGUGUGGUGGUGAUUGGAGAGGCUGUGGGCGCAAACUGGCAGCCACGUUUCCGUCAGUCUGCCUCAGGUCAGCUGUGACUACUGAGGUAGUUUACCACCACCAAGGUGUGACUGUGUAAAGCACUUUGAGGGUCUCUGAUAAAGUGCUAUAUGAAAUCUGUUGCACUAUUAUUAUUAUUAUUUGUAAUAACCUGUCAAGAUAGGGUGUUGUCUGUGACAUUUUAAACCACUGUUGGUGCUGUUGAGCUUUUCCGAGGUGUGAUUUGUCAGUAGGAUAGAAAACAUCGCUGACAGGUUGGAUUUUCCCUGUCAAGUGAGUGGAAAUGAAAGUAGUCAGGCUCUUUCAGCUCUUUCAGCCUUUUUUCUGUACUUCACUGUCAUGUAAGAGCUUAGUGUCUUUGCGCCUGCUAGCAACAAAGAUUUGCUAAAAAUAUCUUAAUUUAAAUAGGAUAUAAAUAUUCAGCCUAAAAGAUACACAAAUGUGCAUUUCAGUGCUAAACACCCUUUGGAAAUCUAACUCCUACUUUUUAAGGAGAGUCCACAGGGUCUCUUUAACUUAUCAUCUGCUAAUUAGCCUGUAAACUAGCUAGCCAUCACGCUACAAUUUGGUAGCUAGCAGGCUUGCAUUUCUUUUCUAAAAUCAGCUCUUGUCUUGGGAAUUUUCCAGGCUUUUCAACUUCAAGUUUAUGUUUAUCCAUGAAGUGAAUCCAUCAAGUAAAGAAACAGUGAUUCUUGGGUGUUUAAUGCACAGACAUAAAAGCACUUUUUUGCAGUGUAGUGGCCUUUUAGCACCUGGUAUCUUAUAAUAUUGUGUUCCCGGCUGAGCUGUAGUGAUACCUCAAGGUGAUGUUUUACUCACAGACUCCUUUGUGCUUCACCACCUCCCGCCAAGACCUGCAGACUCUCUAAAACAGGACCUCCAGAGGCACACAGCUCUGCACACACCUCUCUGAGCAGAGGAGUCAGGAAAAACAUGCUGUGACCCUGUGCACGUCUCAAGCCGGAGGCGCUUCUGAACACGAAUACACACCGUCUACAAUUUCUCAAAUCCCUGCGCUUCAUACUCGACUAAAAUAAAUCAGCAUGUUAGAUGCCCAACAGGUUUUUUGUUGUAGCUCUAAUUACUGCGCUACUCUCGAGGGAUUUCUUUGUAAUAUCCACCGAUCUGUGAGCAGGAUUUUUGAGGGCCUCACACACAUUUUUGUCUUUAUAUUUUAGGUCCUUAAAGGCAGAAAAAGACCAAAGAUAGAUGAGAAAGAACAUCAGAGCAAGAAGAGGGAUUUGAAAGAGGAGAAAGUCGAGUCAAAUUGAUUUAUAAGGCUCUUACGGAGCAGGUUAAUCUUGAAGAUAAACAGAGGACACCAGCUCAGAUAAAAACAAGAGACAAGCUUAUCAAGAUAAGAUCGAGCCUGCUGAACUUUCUGUAAUCAUGCUCUCCCAGUGUGCUGUUUUGACAUUUCCUAAUCCUGUACUUUGUCCCAUAUCCUUGCCUGCAGUUUGGGGAAAACCGGCAAGUCCUGCAGGCCCUGCGGACGCUGCUGGAGGAGUUUCGGGAGGAGCUGCGGGAGGAGGAGGCGAGGCGACGCCAGCUGCAGCAGUCCUACGCCAAUGACAAAGCCGCCUGGGAGGUCAAGUGGGCAGAGAUGAAGUGCCAGGUCGCACAGGUACAGAUGGCGCCUCAGCGCCCACCUUAAAGAGACAGGACACAGUCUGGUGUGGGAAAACUAAUGGUGCAUUCAGGGAGCAGCGAGGGGACAGUAAACAUGUUGACUCGAGCGCGGAUGAAAGCCGCUCAGGGCAGAGGGGUAACAAGCUGGAAACACAAAUCUUUGUUACUCCCCUUGAGCCAAACACAGUCUUUCUGAAGGUGCAGCAAAGAAAUGAACACACAGAGCAAGAAUCCAAACCCUCAAUAAUCAAAGCAAAAGAGGAAGUUUGUCUUCCAGUAAGACAAAAAAAUAUGAAUCACUUUCUCAGCUCUGUGUCGUAACUGUGCAAAGCGCCUCUAAGCAUUUUUAAACAUCUGUUUAAUUGCUCUCUUCCUCUCUCAGUAUGAGUGUAAAUAUUUUGAACAUCUUCAUCUCAGCUGAUAUGAACAGAGAGAGCUGAUACCAUUUAUUCAGAGGAGUACAGUCAGUUCAAGACGCAGGAAGCAGCUAAUUAUUUUGUCAAUUUGAAAAAAACGGUUUGAGUUUACUCUGCAUCCAAAAAUCCUCCCAAACAUCAUUCAGAAGAUUUUGGUCCAUCAAAAUAUUGUUUCUUGGACUAAAAGAAGGAAAAUAUAUAUCAAAAACAAAAGCUGGGACACUGUAAAUGUUGAUUAAAUUGAUUUUAAUGUUUCCAACAGCUGGUCAGGGGCAUGUCUACCAUCGCGUUUCAUCGUUGUCUCUCUGAACAACAUCCAAUAUAAGUUAGGGAACAAAAAAGACCAGUUUCUAGAGUUUUAAAUGUCCAAUUCAGGCUGUUGCAAUAAACUGGUAGUAGUGAUAUUGUGCUUAAAAUAAGCACACAGUAAUGCAGUGAGUUAGCAGUCGCAGGAUAGACAAAGAGGAAGUAGCGGACUGCUAACAAGCUAACUUUAGCAGCACUCUGGGAGAUUAAAAACUGACUUUCCAAGAUUUAUGGUGAAAUCCAAAAACAACAUUAAAGCCUUGUACUUCUUCAGGACACUAAUCAACUGAAGAUUUGUACUUUCUAACACAUUUUUUAAUGGUUUUCAUUUAGUCCGGUAACUCACAGUCUACCAGAAAUAGUUCCCUUCAAAAUAAAAGCAUAGUUUGACCAUGCAGGAAAUGAAUCCUAAAUCAUACAUUUGCAGAUGCCAUGUGCACCCAUACAUCCCCACAGUGUCUUCUUUUUAGAGCUCACCUGGAUUCACUGAUAAGAAGUUUCUUGAAGUGAUUUUGAGCCUAUGCGGUGACUUCCACUCCAAAGUCAUGUCUGUUUUGACUGAAAGCCUGAAAAUCACUAACUAUCCCUGAUAACUCCAUAAGUAAUCCACCCUCAGGAGAUAUGAAAACCAGCGUUAAAGGUUUAUGUAACUUUUAGCCUUGUCAUCCUGUUGUUCCUCCAUGUCAGAGUUUUUAGGUUACAGGGGUGUAAACAUGAGAUUUAAGGUCCCUUUGCUGCAAAAGAAUAAAGAGAAAUGUGUGUUUCACUCGUACUUUGAGAGGUGAAAAUCUAUGAAACCACUGUGGGAAUAUCUCUGUCUUUGAGGAUGUAGGUUUUCAAAGAGUAAAACAUCAGUAGGCUUUGAGCGCUGGGUGGUUGAUUCCAGCGUAUUGACUGAGGGAAACAUACACUGAACAUUUGACCCACGAAAAAAAAAACAUUACAGGGAAUAUAAGCUCUUUGAAACAUUUCCCAAAUGGCCCUGAACAGACAGAGGGAUUUUUUUCAGGUUGCAAAAUGAAAGUUCACUGCUGUGUAAGACCAUGAUAUUAAAAACUAUGUGGAAUAGAAAAAUCACAAACCCUGCCUCUUAAUUAAUCAGAUCAAAUGAUGGGAAAAUCAAAAAACAAGCUGUUUUUUCCGCCUUUUUUAUCUCAGUGCAAUUCAGUGUGCUUUAACCCCCAAUUUACAACUUCACAGUGAGUCUUAAAUAUUUGAAAAUUAGCUCAUUUUAACAGUGAAACACCAGAUCACAGUCUCAUCACCGUUUGUCAUCUGUGCUUGUUUACAUCCAGGUAGUAGAGCAUGAUAGCAUAAUGGCAGCUACCAAUGACAAGAGCUACAGCUCUAAACAAUGGUGGAUGGCUAUGCUUCCAAUUUGACCCCGUUUAUACAUACCCUGUUAUUUUUAAAAACAGACAUUAACCGGCAUCAUUUUGCCCAUGUCUGUAUAUUUGGUGUCAAAAAAUAAAUGAAUGAAAGUUGGUUUUGGAUGUGUGUAGGUAGGCUAUGGUCUCAUGUCCCUUUAAGACGCUGUCCCACAUCAAAGACGUGACUCCUCCUCAUCCAGUCUGUAACAAAGAGGGAAAGACAGGUGAAGAGAUGGAAGACGGUUCAAAAGUUGUAGUGGCUGAAGUAGACGAAGUUAAUGUGGGAGGGGGUGAGCAGCUUGUGGAGUAGUUAUCGUCCAUCAAUCGUUAUUAAGAUGAACUGCUCAAUUGUGAUAUUGAUUUGAGGCCAUAUCGCCCAGCCCUAACAAGGACUUAUAGUUUGAUCGGGCUUCUGAGGAGACAUUUGAGGCUUGAAUUCAAGACGCCUCCUCCCUGCUCCAUCAGUGUGUGCAGCAACAACAACAAGAGCAUAAGUGUGGGAUCGUGAAGACAGUCCUGUUCAUGUUGUUGUUGUCUCAUUUGUUACCUGGCACACAGGGAUACUGACCCUUUAUUGUUUCGUGGUACAAAUGGUCAACACAGUCAGAUCCAUCUUGUCUGCUGUAUGAAGAUGAAAAUCCAGAAACCACAAAGCCCAAGUCUGAGCUUUGCUUCUUCUCUGAUCUGAUCAAAAUGGAAACUGCAGCUUUGGGAACUAAUUACGCAGUUUGACUUAUAGGAAGGGGAUUAUCUCUUUAACUCAGCUGUUCGUAAUCUGAGCGGCUUUUACAUGGUUCAUAUCCUUCCACAGAGCAGAGGUCGCCGAGGGCCUCAAUGAGAACUAAUUUACUUAGUUUCCUGUGAUAACACCGUGUCGAGUCCUUUUCUUGCUCCGCUGUGCGUCGUUCUGAUUAAGACCUCAGAAACACGGCUCUAAACUGCUGAUCAUUACGCAGCUCAACAGAGCAGAGCAGGAGAGGAAAUUACCCUCACCUGUGUUAUUUAUACAUGGAUGGUUAUUUUUGUUCGGCUUUUAGAUGAUAUUAAUAAAGAGGUUCAGACCGGCUCGUGUUUCUGGUGACACACACUCUGAGGCCCCCUAACCAUCUGUCGAUAUUUAUAAAGUCUUACACCAUGGCUGUAACUGUUCAGUCAGCAGCUAUUACUGUAUAUGUUAUCCUCCCAACUGUGUAAUAAGUUAAAAACCCAGUAUAAAAUUAUACAAGACAAACAUUGUGAAUGGUAGUUAUGUAAACUGACGUUUGAAGGCAGUCUCGACCAGCUCUUCACGCACAGACCGGAGCCAUUUGUACCGCCGUGUUUUCAGAUCAAAGCUCGCCGAAGAGUACAAAGCGCCGCUCUGCUCGGGAAACGGGAGCUUCCAGAGAGGCUUCGCUCCGUCCUUCUGCUGCUUUGAAGAUUCCCUGCAGAACUACCGACUCCUCGCUUCAGAGAGCGGUUGAAUAUAUAAAUCUGCAGCUUGGGGUGGAAUUGGUGGACACGUGUGGUCGUAAAGCGAAAAACAUAGCUGUAGAGGAAAUAAUCAAAACAACUCAGAAGUCAGUGCAGGCUUGACUUGGGUGUCCAGUCGUUUAAUGAACUUCUACGGUGUAAAGAAACAUUUAAAAGCUGUUUUUGAAUAUAUUAUGUUUGUUUGAUAUAGAUUUGUUAAGACAUAUGAAAACUAUGUGACUCCUUCGAUAAAUGAUGAUGCUGUUGUACGACCAAGAUGUAAACAAGCACAGAUGACAGGUGGCUUCUCGUAGCACACCAUUAUGUUCAUCUUGCCAUUAGGAGUGUCCUGAUACGAUAUUGAUAUCAGAUAAAGGUCCAAUAUCAGCAAAAAAUAUAUAUAUAUAUAUAUAUAUCGGAGUAUAUCGGCCUGCAUCUAAAAUCUCCGAUACAGGCAGUCCAUUCCAGACUCCACUCCAGCACCUCUAGCUAGCAGCGCCCUGAUCCAGCAAGCUGAGCCCACAAAAUCAGAACAACAGUGUGUACUAAGGCACAAACAAACUAGCAAGGAGUAGGAGUGAUGUCGGCCAUGUGGCAGUAUUUUUUGUUUAAGUGCAAAAUUUUGAGCCAAUAUCGGAUCAAUAUUGGUAUCAGUCAAUAUUGAAGGCUGCAAUAUCGUUAUCAUUUCGGAAGUCAAAAAGUUGUAUCGGAACGCCCUACUUGCCAUUGAACUUACCUGUUAGUAGGAAUUCCAUUUUUCCUCAUUCUAACAUGAGUGUUAAUGGAGCUUCUUUGGGUUUCGUAAACAGCCCCAAGUGGACAGUCAAGGAACUGCACGUUUGUUAAUUUUUUCAUUUGGUUUUUCAGCUCAGACAGUUGUUGCUUGAUGUUCAUGCAUCUUGAAAAAUUACGUAUUUGUAGCUAUAUGGUUGUCCCAGAAUAGCAACAACACAAACAUACUAUAAUCUUCUUUAGUAUGACGUCCAGCUGUAGAUGAAACAACACAAUAUCUAUCCUGAGAAAGUGCGACAAACAAACUAAUAAAGCAGCAGGUUAACUCAAAUAUCAUAAUUAAUGGUCAAAUAAAGACAGAGAUGAUUUCCAGUGCAAUUUUAAGAUAAUACCUGUUUACUUUGACUCAUGUAGACUUGAAAUCAAUAAAAUAAAACCAGUUACAGUGUUUUGGAGCGACAGAUAUGUGAAUUAAAAGGCUCGUCCAAUGCAUCUGUAUUAUUUGAGUUUAAUCAUUUAACCAAUAAAAACCCACAGUUAGAGCUCUGUGGUACAUUUCUACUUGGAAAAGGCGACAAAGGUGAACUUAAAGUUUUUAAUAAAGUUUUUUGCUGCCAUCUUAUUUGACUCCAUUAUUUGGCAGUUGUGAACUUUAUUUUGACUUUUUUUUCAACUUUUUUUAAACUCAAAGAUCACAGAGAUGGAUUAAAGAUCAAAGCGAGCGGAUCAAACACAGUAAACCUAAGAUGUGUCAAUAGCAAUGUAACUUACUUUUCUACUAAAUGUGGAUUUAUGCGUGUGUCUUCGCUCUUGUCUAGUUCGAGGAAGAGACUCCGGAUCAAGUGCGAGGCGAAGCACAGGGGGGUGAAGGAGAACCAGCGGGAGAUCCCGAGAGCACCCUGACGCAGGAGCGUGAGGAGCACCGACGCCUGCUGGCCGAGAGCCACAGCACCUCCCUGGACCUCCGCUGGAAGCUGCAGCACGGGGAGAAGAGAUGGGGUCGCGAGAGGGCGGAGCUCCUGGAGCGCUUCGACCGAGAGCGGCAGGAGUGGGACAGCAGCAUGAGGGAGCUCCACCGCAAGAUGGAGAGGGUGAGAGAGCAGAGGAGAUGAGGAGAGAGAGAGGAAGGAGGGAGGAGUUAUAGUAGAGAACGAGGAAAUCAGCACGGGGUCAGGCGAGGAAAGGAGCAGUGGGAUUCAUUCAGUUGCUUUUCAGGAUCUUAAAAUAGCAUCACCUGACUUUCCUAAGUGUCUGAGAGCACUGUUUCAGAGUUCAUGUCACCUUAAAGGUGGGAUUAAAAUACAUUUUAAGUCUUAAAAUAUACACUAAAUGUAAUUUAUAUGUAGAAAAAGUAACUGCAGCUCUACAGAUCAGAGAAGAAGAAAACAGCACAAAAAGUGAAGUCUCUAUUUUACUGUUUUUGUGCUUUGAAGUGAAGCGAGGGUGAAACGGUGAGAAAGCACCAGAGGUGAUAAUCUGCUCUGUUGUUUAGUAUUUCAAAUAUUCGACCAGAUAAAAAAAAAACUGCAGAGGAUUACUGAAUAAUUGAUGCCCUUUGGGAGAUUUAAUGAAGCCUACUGCAGCAGCUCACCUCUCUCAUGUUUGAUGUCCCAGACAGGAGGUAGAAACAUGAACCGGUUAAUAUGAUAUGAGGGUAUUAAAAUAAUAAGCGGUGACUGGAAUAAUAACAACAGGAACUCCCUCUGAAUACAGCUCACUUUCACCCGCUCAGAAACAAACUGCUGAUGCACGGCUGAACAGAGACACAGAGCAGGAAGCGGAGAUGCAUUAUUCAGCAAUGCUGCAGCAAAUUGUAAAACACAGGUCACCUACUCCAGAGUGAGAGUGAAAUACUGAUGCAACUUUUGUCCUUUUGACCAGAGCCUGAAAUGAGGCACUUAACCCAGAGUUUAGCAGGUCUGUUACUCGACGGCUCAGAGUCGAGGGACAGAGAUGUUUCUGUCUUGUUAAAAACCGCUAAACUGAGCACCUGUGCUUGUUUUUGGGUCCUUACAGAUGCAGAGAGAGCUGAGCACCAGGCGAGGCGAGGGAAUCGACGUUAAAGACGGCCACAGAGGAGUGUUUUCACCUCAGGACAGUCCCUGUAACGCCCCCCGGUCUCCUCGCUCCCCGCGCUCUCCCUGUACGUCCACGCCCCUCUCUGUCCCUCCCACUCGCUCCCACUCUGACUCGGAGGCCAUGCUGGAGGAGCAGGGCGCUGCCAUGAGGCUGAAAGGACCAACAGAGAACCUGUUCCUGGACGCUCUGUCUCUGGACCCCCUCAGUGGCCUGGAGGUCCCACCUCCAUCGAGACUGGAGAGUGAGAAGAGGUUCCCCUGCAUGAACGAGGUAACACCUACAGAAGUGUGGUCUGUUUAUGGAGUGAUGUUGGCCUCAGACAGUGAAAGAUCUUUGGAGGAGUUCAGAGGGUGGAAAGACUGAUCCACAGAUUCAAAAUUCAUGGUCCCCAGUGGAUAAACCAAUGUUGGGUAUAACUAUUCGUGCUCUUCUGAGGAUGAAAUGUAGUUAUUUUUCCCCCUUCCUGAAUUUAUAUUUGGGCUUUUUUGCCUUGGUUUGGAGAGGACAUGGUGGGGUACAGAGUAGGAAACAGGGAGUGAUAAUCAAGAAAGGAGCCAAGGACUAGAAUCAGACCUGGGCUAACAGCUCCAGGUAUAACUUCUGUAUAUGUGGUGUUUGUGUAGACCGCUAGGCCCCAUCUCUUGGUUUUUAAUCCAACUCUGCCAUAAAAUUAAAACACUUAAGUUUCCCAUCAUCUACAACUGUGUUUAUCACAGACUGUCAAAUAUUACGUAUUUAAAAAGGUGACCAUUUAAAAGCUGCUUAACUUUAGCAUUUUCGUCAGUGUUAGGUAGACCAUACAUCCUCUUUAACCCGGACAUGUUCUCUUUUUGGGGGCUGUCCGACCUUGUCUGGCUUUGUUCGGGGAAGUUUACAAAAUCCUUCAAACGUCCACAAUUCUGUAUGUAAGUUUCAAGCAUGUGUCAUGUGGACUUACUGAGUUAGAAGUGUGUAAAAGACUCUCAAUCCAACCUGAAAACUCUCAAAAUUAUCUUCGUGCGACCCUGUUACUCCACCCCCGUGUAGUCAUGUCCUCUUUGUGGGGAUUCAGAACAUGGUCACCCUAGUCAAUGCACCAAUGUUAGCAUGUAUGCAGUAGCAUUUAGCUAAAAUAGUUACUGGGCUUUAGUUAAACCUCAGAGAGCUGCUUUCAUGGCUGUAAACCAGUAGUCUUACUCUAGAGGUCAAUCUCAGGUAAAAAGAAAACCAUUUGCACAGAAAACUUUGGGAAUUUUUUAGAGUGAGGUGCAUGUGUAAACACAAACAGCCUGAAUUUUCACCAUAGAUCAGUAUUUUUUCCUGUGCGCUUCCUUGUAAAAUUUGAACAAGUGAGUGAGUAUAGGCGGACAUAGAGGUAUGAUGUUUAUACCAUUUGACUGGUGUAAACCUGGAAGAGUGACGUGAAGGAGGAGGAGAUUCAUUUUUUCAUUGCAGCAUCAGCCUCCGCUAUCAUACUUUAAACAUCCCACUGAGAGUUUUUACAGUGUUUUCUGCCCCUGCCCACCAUUCCUAUCAUCUGACAGGGAAAACUCAUAAUCUGAGGAAGAUGUGUGAACGGACAACUUCAAAAUAAACACACUUAUUUUCAUGUCAACAACUCAGAGUCCUUUCCUUUCUAUAAGUUUAAAAUCUUCAUAAAAUCAGGCCUGAGAAACUCUUCCCCUGUGGGUAAACCCAGAGUAUUAGCUGCUUAGGCGGUAGUCUUCUUAUUAAUGGAAAUUCAUCUAAAUGUAAAUUAAAGUUUAACUUAAAUCCUCCUGAAUGGACUCCUUUAAACCCUGUUGUAGCAGAGAGAAGUAUCUUUCUAACUGAAUUUGGAUGAAGAUCAUUAUGGGUGCACUUCCUUUACUUUACUUUUAUGCCACUUUAAUGCGCCUGCUUUAGCAACAUUAACUGAAAAGAGAUGAGGUGUUAUCUGAAAACAUUCGCCCGGAGCAAUCAUCAGACUCUGAGGAAGUAAACCACAACGCAAGCCCCAUAAAAUCCACCUUAAAUGAAUCACCCAGCACCUGUCUGCUGUUAACAACCAAAACAAAGCGGUGCUAGAUUAAAGCAAACGUCGUAAGACUUUCAGGAAGAUGAUCAUUUAUCUAUUAUGCGAAUCUUUGCGACUGCAUCUUUGUCCUCUUUAAUCUUCUUGUUGCAUCUGUUCGUCUUUCAGGCUCUGAAUGAGAUUCCAGACAGAGAAGGCACCCCGGAGUAUCCAGAGGAGGAGAUGGGCGGAGGGAGUCUGCUCAGGUAACCUCUCUUUAAACUUUUAUGGCUCGAAAUGUUAACUACUCAAAUUACAGAGAUCAACUGUUGAUUCGAUUUUCUGCUACUUGAUUUUUCCGUCAAAGUUUCUCUCUUUCAGCUCGCUUUGUUUUAAAAUCAUUCAGACACUCUGUAAACAUUGAAACGAUGCCCGUAACUCAUACCUGCCAACAUUUGGGUUAUAAAAUCAGGGAGAAUUUUUUCUCACGUUUGUUUCCCUUUUAUUGAAGUGUUCAUUUUGCAACAAACACUACUUAAAUAUAGUUUACAGCUUAAACAGACCUGAAUCAUCCCAAAGUGUAAAGUAAAAGUAUCAAUCCAGUGUCUGUGAGGCUCAGCAGAAUCGCAGGACAAUCUUCGGUUGUCUAGAAACUUUGGAUAAAUAUAGUGGUCCGAUUCAUGAAUGAACGCGGACCUUCAAAAGAGAAAUGACAAUACAGGAGGUGGGUGGGAGAUAGGUCUGAAAUACAGGGGAGUCCUGGGAAAAACGGGAGUGUUGGCAGGUAUGCCGUAACUUGUCAAGCUGCAGAAGUCAGAUUGUUUAGUUGUGGCUGUUGUUGAUCUGUGUGUGUUUGUGUUUGUGUGUUUUUCAGAGCCAAGUCCGUCUGCUCCAUGAGCGACUUCCAGCGGUUGAUGGACAGCUCCCCGUUCCUCCCUGACAAGACUCGGCACGAUGACCAAGGCCAGGAUGACAUCACUCCCCCUCUGUCCCCCGACGACCUCAAGUACAUUGAGGAGUUCAACAACAAGGGCUGGGACUUCCCAUCAUCCGCCUCUGGACAGGGUCCUCUCCGGGAGGCGUGGCCUGACCGACCGCCUGAAGCCCUGGGAGGGGAGCCCAUUCUUGAUCCAUUCCAGCCGGCCUCCUGGUUCCUCACCACCAGCGCCACCCUGACCACCAGCACCCUGAGCAGCCCCGAGCACUGCCACAAGUCCCCGCUGAGGGGCAACGGAGCAGGGGCAGCAGGGGUGGGACUGGAGCACUGUGGGGUUCACAUGAUCCACAGCCCCACCAGGCCUGGAGCAGCUGAGCACCCUACUGCCCAAGACCCGGACUUCCUGUACGCCAAAGGGACCAAAGCCAGGGGUGGAGGAGAGGCUGGGGUGGGAGCCAGCGGUCCAGACGAGGUCUUCACCGGUGGGAGGUGGCCAUGUGGGCUACUUGAGGGUGGGGGGUUGAGGACUUCUCCUAGUCAGUCUCCUAUCUACACCUCCUCUCUGGAGCUCCAGCUCUCUAGGAACUUGAGCGACGACAUGAAGGAGGUGGCGAUCUCUGUAAGGAACGCCAUCCGCUCUCCUCCAGGGCCCGUGGUCCGGGACUCCGCCUGCCAAACGAAUGGAUUCACCACACGAGGCACUCAGACCACGCAGACCAUCAGUGUGGGUCUCCAAACAGACCUGCUGAGGAAUCUAACCAGCAGCCCUCACCGCUGCCUCACUCCUAAAGGCGGCGGCACGCCUAUAUCCUCGCCAUCCCGCAGCACCAGGAAGAUCCAGUACUCUCCCGUCAUUCAGAGUAAGUUUGAGCGACCCUGCUGUUCGCCGAAGUACGGCUCGCCCAAACUUCAGCGAAAACUUUCCACAUCCAACAAAGCGGAUCUACCCAACACCAGCCGUGCUCCCACACCCACCACGCCACAGAAGGGCAACAGCGAGUCUGCGUGGGCUCGCUCCACCACCACUCGUGACAGCCCUGUCCAUACCACCAUCAACGACGGCCUCUCCAGCCUCUUUAACAUCAUCGACCACACCCCCGUCUACGACUCCAUGCAGAAGUUCAACAAGUCCCCCAGCCGCUCUCGCCCUAACGCUUCCUCCUCCACCACCGAGCCCGGCGCCGCACAAGGCGCUCUAGCCACGGACCCUAGAAACGCACAGGAGUGCUUACGGACCGCUCGUGGGCGUUCUCCCAGCCCUGUGCAGCUGAUAGUGGAGACGCAGGGGGAUAAAAAUCAGGAGGUGGUGAGCAUACGGCAGGACCUCUCAGCCCCUCCGGGCUACACGCUGGCUGAAAACACAGCUCGCAUCCUUAACAAGAAGCUGCAGGAGCAGAACUUUAGAGAGGAGAGGAGGCUGCAGGCCGGAGCUCAGAGCGGCCACAGCAGAGACAGCGGCAGGCAGGCCGACUCAGACAGAGGACAGUCUGGAUGUAUGGAGGUAAAUAUACAGUCGCACUGGAUCCAUCGCUUCAUCAUUCAUUUGAUCUGGGGCCCAUGUUUUAUGACGCAUUGAUAUUUAUGACUCUGCCCUGGAUUUCCCUCGUAAUGCUUGAAGAUAAACUUGAAAGCAUGUGUGUCUAAUCAGAGAAACGCUAAUCCACGACGUAAUAUCACUAAAAGUCUUCAUGUUUUUUUCUCAGAUCGAAAGCACUGACUGAUGCAAUGGUAAUGUCAAAAUAUUUAACCCUUUUUAAUAAUACUUCACUCUUCGUCUUUGCUUCAUGUAGAAACUCUUUAAGGUUUCUUCUUCUUCUUCUUCUGUACUUUCUCUCUGACUGUAGCAACUUUCCUGUAGCUUUAAUUCUGUGAAAUAACUUCCAAUGAGGCCCGACCGAAACCAGAUUCAAGUGUCUGAUCGCUGGAAAAGUGAAAUUAAUGUUCCCAUAUUAAUCAUGGAGGUGAGAUUGCGGCUGUAAAGCGGCAUAAUUAAUCCCGAUCACAACUCUUUCAAGUGGAUUUCAAGUGUAUCUAGAUUUUGAAGAGAUUUGACCGUUCAUGCAAAAAGAAACGCUAAAUUUUACCCAAAGAAAUUGGCGCUCUGACACGUCGGUCGGGCCUCUUUUCCACCACCCAUUCAGCUGACCUGAGGGGAAAAUAAACCAUAGAUUCAUUUAACGUAUUGGCAGGCCUCUCAUUUUGUCUCUGCAGACGGAUUAAAAAGACAUAAAGUAGGUCAUGCUGUGAUAAAGCUCUACAUUAAAACACAGACACUCCUCCAUCAGUGAGCAGUAAAAUCCCACAUAUGGUGAUUGAUCUAUCUACUAACAAUAAGGUUUUUACAGGCUGAUUAAAGUGCGCAGUUACAGAAGAGGGAAAGUCGGGGUAAAAAGGAUCCUCAUUAAACUGAUUGAAUUUCCACCAACACUACUUGUUUGGGAGUAUAUUGUACAGUGUUGGAAAAAAGUUUGGAAUAUUUGUCAAUUCGACCCCAGCCUCGUGUUUAACGCGGUCUGCUGCUUUCUGGAGAAUUAUUCAAAGACUUUUUAAUGUUCCCUGGUCUCUGUGAUAUGUUUUUGAAAUUCACAUCAAACUAUUUUGUUUCUCAAAAAAUUGUAGGGCGGACACCUCAUGAUUCACAAAAAGCCAUAGAAAUAACACAUAAAAUCAUGAGUCGGUAUUUAAUAAAUAAACGGCUGUAAUUUUAAAUUGCCACAAAAUACGUGGACCAUCUUUGAAAGCAACAUCAAACAUAACAAGACGAUAACAACAAUACAGUCAGUACUUUGUGUGACCGCCUCUAGCAUUGUACAAUGCGCGUACACGUCUGGGCAUGCUGGUCACUAGGUUGGUAAGAGUUUCAACCGGGAUUUCUCGCCAGCAUUGGAUCACAGCCUGAGUCAGUUCAGCCACGUUUGUUGGAGGAUCAUUCACGUUACACGAAACACUGAAGAAAAUAUUCCAAACUUUUUUCCAACACUGUAGAUGUGAUUUGUAAUUGAUUAAGGUGCCCCAUAUAUACAUAUUUACCCCAAAAAUGUGCACUUCUCCUGUUUGAAACAAUAGCUGUGUUUACAUGCACACAAAUAAUCAGAAUAAAUGCCCGAUCGGAAUAAAAAUGCGUCAUGUAAACAUGGUGAUCGGAAGAUUCUGAUCUAAUCGACUUCUCUUACCUGACUCAGUCUUCACUCUUUAUUCACUGAGACCGGUACAAGAGGUUUUAUUAUUAACACUCUGGUGCCGCGUCUGCUCCUCUGAUAACAUAACAAGGCUUACAUACAACGUAAUGAUGUCACAGAGCAACCUUUGACAGAACAGUAAAAUGAGUACACAAGGGCGCCAUCUAGUGACAAUAUUUAACAGGGGGAAAACUUCUGAAUUGGAUGGAGUGAGCCACUACCGCGUUUGUUGGUUUGUUGACAGCAUAGGCGUCAAUACAACUCUUCUUUUUCUGGGGUUGUUUUAGCGAAAUCAGACAACUGUGUGCAUGUCCAAAUGCUUGAGUAAAACUUGGUGCAUGUAUACGCACGUCAUGAUCGAUCCCUCAAAUUUUUAAUCGGAUCAAGAAAUUUUGCCCAUGUAAACUAGGCUAGUGAGGCACAUUUCUAAAUCAGUUCAGUGCAGCUUGUGCAAAAAAGCCCAAAAAAGCUUCAUCUAACUCAAGAAGCACAAACAAAGGGUUAAAUGCACCACAAACUGCACUACAGAGUACAUACUGUCAUCGCGAGGUCAGGUCCAGGGAGGAAGCUGGACAUAAAAUGUGGAAUAUUUGUCAAAUCUGUUGUGAAUCAACAAUAAACUGAUACUGAGUUUCCCUCUCCAUGUUAAUGGAUUUUAGCUCUGUCAGGAUUAGAGUGCACAUUGCAGCACUGUGCAGUAGAGAGUCGAGAUGCUGACAGCUUAUUUCCACAGCCAGACACAAAACUAGAGCUGAAGACCAAAUGCAUCAGAGUGCAAGUGACCCACAGAAAUCCUCUAAACUUUUCAAUUACUCCAGCUAUCUCUGUCGUUUUUAGGCCUGCCUUUUUUUAGAUAAAGUCAUGGCUCAGUUUAGUCGUAGUCCAGCUGGAAAUCUAAGAGAGGAUCAGACUCCUCUGUCAUGAUUUCUUCAUUUUUGGGGGGUUUAAAGGUCAAGGUGGAGGCUGCUGAUCAGAAUCUUGUAGAGCUGGACUUCUUCUCAAAUCAAUCAAUCAAUCAGUCUACAUAAAUGAAGCUUCAUUGAUUGAUUUCUCUCACAUAGUGUGUGUGGGAGUCUUAAUUCUAAGGAAAUUGCCACCAUGAAGAAAAUUGUUACAAAAAAACUCCACAUUUUUUUGGUAUUUUUGUCAUACCUCCAAGCCCUUAUUUGUUUUAUUUGCAGCCGCCUGUGUUGAAUGUUGGCUAUCUCCAACACUGUGUGACUGGUUGGCUGGUGUGCACAGGAUCCCGGUUCUUUGUGUUGUUGUUCCAGGUCUAAAGUGAAUGGGUGUGUGUUAAACGAUGUCUGUGUCGUCUGCAGGCUAAAAUCAGCCUCCUUAGUUCUCCUUAUCAUCCUCUCUGCCACUUAUUUUGCCAGACUUAUCCUUUCUGCCCGAUUUUACCGAUUAACAUUUCCUGCUCUAUCUUCCCUCCUCCUCCCCCCUUUUCUCCCCCCUCCUUCUGGGCUUUAUCUCCCCCCCUCUUCCUCGCUGUCCGCUGUGCUCUGAUCCAGAACCACACUGUCAUACUAACAACACCUUGGGGACUCUAACUCUGCUUGUCUCCGUGAUGUAAGUUCCUCUUCCUCUACGACCUUUGGCGGUGGAUUCACCAGCCACAUGGACCUCUCACCCCACGCCCUGCAGACCCCCUGCCCCCUUCCUCCUCCUCCUCCUCCUCCUCACCCUCUCCAUAAAUGCAUGCUUCACAGGACAGCAGAGUGACAGUUUAUGAAGCCAUCGAAGUGGUGUCAAAAGUUGUGCGACGGCCAUCCAUCCUUUUCUUGGUGUUAAUGUACGCAUGCUACGUUUCUUUGGUGUAGAUCAUCUGUUUUUUUUAAAGGACCAUAAUGGUGAUUUUGCAUGUUUUAAGCCCAUUAAUCAUAAAUCACAACUACGAUUUCCCUACACAUACCAUACAUUCUGAGAUUUCCAAAUUUAAAGGAAAAUUCCUGCCUAAAUAAAAAUGAAAAUAGUAGAUAACUUGUAAAUAGUAGAUAACUUUUUGAGACAUAUUAUGUAAGACAACAGACAAUUCAAUUUCCCUUCAGGCAUUAAUAAAGUUAUUCUUAUGAAAUAAACUCAUAAAGACCAAGACAGGAUAGUAUAAAAAAAUAACCAGCCAAUUAACUAAUAAUAAUAAAAUCUACCUCUGAAACCUUAAACUCUGAUAUGUACACUAAUAUGUCUUUAGUGUAAGUUACUGUUAUUGUAGCUUUAAAAAAAACGCAGCUAACUUAGACUGAAACUUGGAUAACUGUGCGUUAGCAUAGACUGCUAACAGCUAGCUAAUGUUAGCGCAGACAGACCUGAAUGUGAAUACUGAUAUGUCAAAGUUGUUUAAGUAGCGUUAAAAAACACAGCUAACUUAGACUGAAACUUGGAUAACUAUGCGUUAGCAUAGACUGCUGACAGCUAGCUAAUGUUAGCGCAGACAGACCUGAAUGUGAAUACUGAUAUGUCAAAGUUGUUUUUGUAGCGUUAAAAAACACAGCUAACUUAGACUGAAACUGGGAUAACUACUCGUUAGCAUAGACUACCGACAACUAGCUAAUGUUAGCGCAGAUAGACCUGAGUGUGAACAGUGAUAUGUCUUUACUGUAAGUGUAAGUUACUGUUUUUGUAACAUCAGAAAAAAACGUAGCUAACUAAGACUGAAACUUGGAUAAACACUCAUUACCAUAGACUGCUGACAGCUAGCUGAUGUUAGCGCAGACAGACCUGAGUGUGAAUGCUAAUAUCCUUUUAUUAUCCUGUUCAGUUAUUUCUUGAAGCUGCAUUUAGAAUUACCUGUGGGGUCAUUAACUCAAACAAAACAGCAACUUCAUUGAGGUUAACCACAUCUCAGACUGAGCUAACAUGAAAAUAUCAUAUAAAAUAAAGUAAUUAUUUUCACUGCGAGUACUGUUAAUGUAGCAUGAAAAAACGCAGCGAAAUGAGAUUGAAACUUUACGUCCCAUUUGCAUUUCAAAAUUUUCAGCAAGCUCAAGUUAGUAUUUCUAAAAACAACAAUUUCCUUUUGCUUUGGGUGAAUUCUACAAAAUUUCCAGCAUGGUCCUUUAAAACAAGCUCACAAAUCUGAAAUUUUUCACUUGAGUGUCACCCAGUAAGAAAAGAGGACUUUUCGGAUCUGUUAGCGACUGCUGUCUGUCGUCUUUUGGGACCUUGUGCAGCUUCAUGCGGUUUAUUCUAACGCUGUGUUUCUACCAGGAUGUCACAGCUGAGAUGAUGUUUCACUUUUUUUACCCUUUUUUGUCCACACAGUGUUUGGUUUCCUCUCCACUCUUUCAGCUCGCCCCUUCAGCACAUCCUCUCACACUAACAACAAUCCUCCAAAGACUAACUGAAGGAGAAAGCUGCUAACGCUCAUCACUUUGAUACUCUGUCACCUGGCGGGUUGUGUUUGACUUCUGGAGGAUAUUAACCGGUUGCUGCAUGCUUAAAGGAAAAAUCCACCAUUAAAUGAUCGUAUACUGGAGUAUAACUUACUGUAUAGAAAGGGUUCAAUUUCAGGUUGUUUUUGCAUACAUCAGUGAGUUAUUUCCUAGAAAAAAUUCUUAUUUCAUUCAUGCUAACUUUAUUUGCAGUAGGCAUAUAAACAAGAGUCUGCCACCUCAUGCUCUAUGAAGUUGUUAACAGUUUAGCAACAAGUGAUGGAAAUCAGUCCAAGCAUAGUCAGCUGCUCUAACUCCACAUCCUCCCUUUCAGCGUAUGUGUUCAAAUGUGAUAUUAAAGAGAUAUUCCGGCGUAAAAUUAAUUUAGGGUCAAACACACCGUAACACUGAGUUAAACACCCCCUCAAGAGAUGAAUGUUGCCGACCGCUUGCUUCUCUACUUAUACCAACUUUAGUAACAAGCGCAGGAUAGCAAUACACAGCAGUCUGAGGAGCCACAAACAAACCUCAACCAAAACGCCACUCUAUAGCCACAAAUAAUGCGACAGUACAUAUAGGGUCCCAGCCACAGCACUAGCAAGACCUUGGGCCAGUCUAUUAUGGACUACAGCGGGGUGACGCAGCUCAAGAAAGAACAUUUAUGAUCAUUUAUUUAUCAUUUCUUCGAAGUCAUAAUCAUCAUAUUAAUCACUUUGCGCUACAGAUGCGGUAGUUCUUCUUAGCAUCUCGGUCUUAUUGUAUUUCCAUGAGGAAAUGAUCAUAAAUGUUCUUCCUUGAGCUGUGUCACCCCGCUGUAGUCCAUAAUAGACUUGCCCAAGGUCUCGCUACAAACAAGCGUCUGCUGGAAGAGAGUAGGUGAGUUGUGUUUAGUCUCUUUGCUAAAGAAAUCAGGCAAAGCUAAAAAGAUGUUUGGUGGCUAGUACUAUGGCUGGGACCCUAUAUGUACUGUUGAUGAAGUUAGGUGCUGUUCUGAACAUUAUUUGUGGCUAUAGAGUGGCGUUUUGUUUGAGGUUUGUUUAUGACCGCUGUGUAUUGCUAUCCUGCGCUUGUUACUAAAGUUAGUAUAACUCGAGAAGCAAGCAGUUAGCAACAUUUAUCUCUCAAGGAGGUGUCUAACUCGGUGUUAUAGUGUGUUUGACCCCAAAUUAAUUUUAUGCCGGAAUAUCCCUUUAAAUAAACAUCCUUAUCUGUGAGGGGAAGCUGAAAGCCGAGAUACUUACUCAAAUGUGGUGUCAAGAGAGACUUCAAAAGUUCUGCUAGAGAUAAAAGUCUGUAUUUUGUGGGUCAAUCUCAUCCGAAAUUGUUUUUGCAACGUGGUCAGUUGUUAAAAAUAAAUACUGACUCUCCAAACUUGACAUUUAACACCAAUUUUCUUUGAGUUUAAUUUGAGUUCAAUUUUCUCAGAGUUUAAAAAAAUCCCUAACCUUGCAUCGAGAAUAGUAUUUUAGUACAUAAUGACCUGCAGUGGUAAUAAAAAAAAAACCUCUGGGACUAUAUCUUUCUUUUCUUUUAUAAAUAUCCAAGUGUUUUAAGGUGGAUUUCUCCUUUAAGGUCGAUCAUUAACUGAGCAGUCCAAACUGAUGCAGAUUUGUCCACAUUGCUGUUUUCAGUGGCCACUUUUGCACACUGACCUGCUGUUCUCAUAUUAACUGUGCAUGAUCUGUUGUGUUGUGUGAUUUAAUGUCUGAGCAUCACUUCAAUGAUCUUGUAUUAUUAACCCACGAGCUGCUCUGAAUUCCCUUUGUGUACACGGUCCAUCAAAUUCAUUCAUUAACUGAUUAAUAAUUAAUGGGGUUAUGUAUAAUGUGCCCGGCUGUCCUCUGCGACUUGGAUCCCCUGCUCAUUUCCUGCAGGUUGUUUGACACGUCACUCUCUGGUGGAUCUGUCUCCUCAUCCAUCUUACUUUCUUUUUUAUUUCUCUUCACGUCAUCCUCUCACGCCACCGACUGCAGCCUCACCACCGUGUAUUUUUAGCAGAACUAGAUUGUUGCUUUGCGGGCUCCAUGUCCCGCCAUCCUUCAGCUGAAAUCUAACGCCCCGAGACGUGCUAUUUAUAAACCGGGCCAGUGGUGUGAUGUCCCGGUGUGAUGGUUCACCCAAUCACACUCUGACAUCAUACCCAGGGUUUAGGGGGGGCCUCGACGACAGCUAUUUUUCUCACUUCUUGCCCUUUUUGCUCGCUAUUUCUGUUUCAUCUCAGGGGGCAGAUGUAUAAAACUCUGCACACUUCAACACCUGCAGAAUGAUGCACACACUCAUUCUGUCUUCAUCAUUUCUAUGCAUGCGUUAUAUAAAAGCUGACCUGAAGGCACCUCAUCAAUGAUUAGCAGAAGUGUUUCGUCCUUCAGCUGACUCCAGAAGUGUCCUCUCUCUGUCUCUGCAGUGAAGCUGUCUGUGUGUCAUCACACACACCUGUAUGACAGGAAAGUGUUGAUUCAGCUGUAUGGAUAUUUCCAAAGCUGCAGUUUGUUACAGUGGUAUGAAGAAGUCUGCUUCCUUUAAAUGAUGUAAACUGGACGAGAGAGCGGUGGGUUGUUUGCAUCAGUGCCAACCCCAGGAUGGCUGCAGGGUUAGUUCAACAAGAAGAGACUCAACAAUCACAGGGGAACAAUGAUUCCUAAACAUGGUUGGUAGAGACUUAAAAGAGUGAGUGCGCAUGAUCAGGAGAGGAGAGAGGAAAAUUGCUUGCAGAGCCAGAACAGGAGUUGCAGACGAGGUCAGGUCGACCAUGUCAAGUUUUGAAAUGAAAGACCACAUUUUAUGGAUGUGAGAUUAGUAGAAAGAAUGAAUGAGCUUUCUGAUGGAAAAGUAAAGCUUACACUUGCACCAGUAUUAGAAUUUAAAGGGAUAUUCCAGCAUAAAAUUAAUUUAGGGUCAAACGCACUGUAGACACCCCCUUGAGAGAUGAAUGUUGCCGACCGCUUGCUUCUCUAGUUAUACCAACUUUAGUAACGACCGCACGAUAGCAAUACACAGCGGUCUGAGGAGCCAUAAACAAACCUCAACCAAAACGCCACUCUAUAGCCACAAAUAAUGUUCAGAACAGCACCUUAAGAAACUAAACACAGCUCACCCACUCUCUUCCAGCGGCCGCUUGUUUGUAGUGAGACCUCAGGCCAGUCCAUUACAGAGUACAGUGGGGUGACGCAGAUUAAGGAAGAACACUGUGUUUUGAUAUCAUGCAGUCAUUACUAAAGUUGGUAUAACUAGAGAAGCAAGUGGUUGGCAACAUUCAUCUCUCGAGGGGGGUGUCUAACUCGGUGUUUGACUCUAAAUAAAUUUUGCGUCUGAAUAUUCCAUUAAGUGUAGAGUUUUCUUGUACUGAAUCGUGUAACAGAGUCGACUCUUUCUGCAGACUCUAGCCCAGCUGCAGUGACGGUCCUCCAGCUGGUUUUUAGCAAAGGAGCCAAACUGAGGGGAUCCCAUGUGGCAAAUACACUCAUGUAGACCCCAUGUUAAAACAGGGAACUAUCCCUCUAAGCAGGGAGCCAUAUGUGUAGAUGUAUUUUUAGAUAUCAGCGUGUUUUGUCAGUUUUGUCUGUUGGGACCAUUUAUCCCAUCAGAACAGAUGGUCCAGUCCAGCGAGGUGAGGCUCACCUGUUCAGGUGUCCCUGCGGCUCUGUGAGGCUGCAGAUUUCACUGUUUGAGUUCCUCCAGCUUUGAGUUGUUUUUAUUUUAAUUUCAUUAACUCCUCAUAUGAAUUUAGCCCGGUCUAAUCGUUCAUCUUCCCAGAUCACCGCCUGAAUAUUACUCUUAAUUUGUCCUGUUAUUAUUGGAGUAAUAAUCAGGCCUGAUUUGUGACUUCUAAUUUGAUAAAAAGCCAAAUUAACUUAAAAUUUUAAUAUUUUUAAAUACCCUAAAACUUUUUGUGAUUGAGUCUGAAAUUUUAGUGCAUUCCUGGAUAAUUUCAGGACUUCAGGCUCUGAUAUAUUCAAGCACUUCACAGUCGGAGAUUUCUACUGUCAAACACACCCUCAUCCCUCUUGUUUGGCAAUAACAAAUGGUUAAAUGAGAUGCCUAAAAUCCUUUUUCUAUCGACUCUGAUAGAGAAAAAAUAAAAUAUGACAUGUAGAGGUAAUAAAACUUUUAACCUUUUAGCCAAAGGAAGUGUGGUGACCCUGGAGAUGACCUUCAGUGAAGCUCAGUUUGUUGUUAAUGGUCCUUUUCCUCCAAAAAUCCGAUGAAUCAUUUUAUUUUUCCAUUUAUUCAUCUGCUCUCUGCUCACUCACGCCUUUUUUUUCUUUUGUUCGUCUCUCUCACUUUUUCCUUUCUGCACCGACCAGCUGCUGCACCCCGCUGCUCUCCCCUCCUCUCUGACAGCUCCCUCUCAUUGGCAGGACCUGCCUCGCUCUCCGGUGGCCCCGCCCCUGGACUCCUGCUUCCUGAGACCGGCCCGCCCGGCCAACCGCCGCCCACCCUCGCGCUGGGCCGCCCGCUCCCCCUCCCCUUCCCCGAAGUGGAGCGAGGGCACGAAGAGGAGGUUCACCUUCCCGCCGCCGGGGCACCGCAAGACCAUCCUGGAGAGCGAGGAGCCGGCGUGAGUCCUACCCGCUACCUCCUCUCACGCUGCUCCACCUCAGCCUAAAAGACCCAGUACCUCAGAAACCCCUCCUGCAACACAAAUCCAGAGACUCCAAAGAGGCGGAGCCUGAAGCAGGGGUUUCAUGUACCCACCUAGUAGCACCAGCUGACCAUCGAGGAACCAGAAGAACCUGGAAUGUACUGUAACAUCAUCGAAAAAGACCUAAAACUUCAUUCUCAUAAGAGGUGCCUGCACACACUUGAGUUCAUCAUCAUCAUCAUCAUCAGCCCACGUGUGUAUAUAUGUAUUUAUUACAUAUAUGUAUAUUUUAGUCGCAUUUAUGAACCUUUUUCAGCUGUUGGAUUUUUAUGAAGUUUACACCAUUUGUUUACACUUUCUUUUCUACAUUUACGAUCUUUUACGUUGUCCUGCUUCUAUUCAUGUUUUUAUUUCUCAAUCAGAGCAAACCUUUAUUUUUAUUUUUUCGUUGCCAGCAUUUAAAGCUUGCCUUUAUUUUUUUUUGUUCGGUCACAAAGAGAGGAAAAACAACACAAGCGAACAAACAAACAAACAAAAAAACGACCUCUGCUUCUUUGGGUCUGAAGCGGAGACACAUGAUGUCAUUUCUGAUGCUAAUGUCCUUUAUUUAUUUUUACGUUGGGAUGAAUGUCCGACUCUGUGAACAUGUAGAAGAAGGGUGACGACAAACUGAAUAACCUUAUGCAUAUUUGGAAGGCAGUUGUACAAAUAUGAGUGAAAUAUUUGCAUGCCUUUUGAACACUAGCACUUUAGUGCAUGUACAUACGAGCUCUAGUCUUUUGUGAUCACUCGGCUCUGCUGUGGGGGGAAAAAAAACGUCGUGAUGGGAACUCUUGAGCUGUCGUUUUUUUCUUUUUUUGUUGUUGUCACAUGAUUUGCAUCGACUUAAAUAUGAGGACUUUUUAAGUAAAUUAUUGUACCUACUGGGCUGUCUUUGUACAGUUGUUACUAUUGGAUAUGAAUAACUUUUUUUCUUUUGACAGGAAAAAAGGGAUUGUGGGAAAAAAAUAUGAAUGUUUCAAAUGAAGUCUAUGUCAAAAAGUCUAAAGAUCCAUAGUCUUAUGUAAAUAGUAAAUGGUAAUAAACAUGAAUGUGUAUUUACAAGA
Molecule: messenger RNA, 80172 nt
Organism: Xyrichtys novacula (pearly razorfish)
Lineage: Eukaryota; Metazoa; Chordata; Actinopteri; Labriformes; Labridae
Source: the annotation of a GenBank genome assembly